Messenger RNA from Nezara viridula (southern green stink bug), 62501 nucleotides. The record is from the annotation of a GenBank genome assembly. NCBI's taxonomy places the organism in Eukaryota, Metazoa, Arthropoda, Insecta, Hemiptera, Pentatomidae.
AUUUCCAUAUUGUUUUGCUAUAUAUUCACUAAACAAAAUUUUCUGCGAAUUAUUCGCACGGGCCAACUAGUAACAAUAAUAAUAAAAACACAUACAGGUAAUAAAAUAGGUACUCACCUCUGCACAAGUGAACAUAAAAGAAAUAGCUGAAACAAAAAAGAAAAUGUAUUAAAUUAAACGAACAAACAUCACCACUGCUCAAAUGAAAUAAUUAAAUCGAAAAAUUAAGCGCGACGUGUCAACGAAUACACGUUAUUUUAUAUUCAUCAUCUAAACAUAUUUAUAAAACAAUUAAUUAAAAGAUUUUCUAAAAAAAAAAAUUUUAACUACGGGAGUAGUUAAAUAACAAUUCCAUUAAGUGCUGUGCUAAUUUAUAUUGAAUCCAUCAGAAUAAGUGUCAUACCAUCAAUAACAAGAAAAGAAAUUGUGGUAUUUAUACAUUUUACACAAGUUAACAAUUCUUCAACGGAUAAAUGUUAAUAAUUGUAUCUCAGGCAAUAAAAGUCUCAUAAUGAUAACCACUUUCGUAAUAAGGUUUGAAAAUAAUAAAUGUCUUGAAAAUAUGUUUGACAAUCAUAUGCACUUAAUAGUAAACAUAUUUUUGUUUUUAAAUAAUUCCGAAUAAAUCAAUAAGAACCACAUGAUAAAAAACAAAUGUUAAAAUUCUUACAGUUAAAAAUCAUAUGCAGUAUUUUAUGUUGAUAUAAUACCGCUCAUUUUAAUUUUUAAUAGUAAUCUUUUUUUUCUUUUUUUUUUUUUAUGUAACAUCAAUUUCCAUAAUCUCUUGGUCACAGAAAUAGAUAGGCUUAUAGUACUUAUUAGUGUUAGAAAUAGUUUCUCUGUAAAUCUAUGGUUAAUACUUGGCUCGUGGUUCCGUAGGAAGAAGAUUUAUUUGAACAUAACAAUCGUAAAGGUUUGCACAGAGAAAAUUAUUGUCAAAUAUAUUUUUGCUGAAAUAAAAGUGUAUGGCACACAUUUGUUCAACAAAUUGCGUUAAUUCAACAAGAACAGUCUGCCCAUGAGCUGGAACAACUGGAGUAGAAAUACUUCUGGACUACAUGGGAGGGAAUAUUUCAUGAAUUCCCUAAAGAACGGUGAAUAAACUAAAACAAAUUCAUUCCAUUCUCUACUGACCAUAAAACCAAAUACUUUAAAAUACAGCUUAGUGUUGACUAUGUUAACAGCAAUCAUAAUUUAUUCAGGCCAGCAAAAAAAGAAAAAUAUGAUUUUUGUCCUCAACGUUAGAUCAAUGGAACCAAUAAUUUAUAAAUAUUUAGAUGAAAAUAAACAAUAUUCUAAUCACUGGCAGACGUUUUUUGUUUUAUUAUUUUCAUCAAAUGUUAUUUCAGGAUUUUGAGAUUUUCCAAACGAUAAUUCUUUUUUCUUUUUUUUUAACAUGUUUACUUUCAUUUACUUAUACAUGAAAUACAUGGACAGAGAAAUUAUUGCAAUUAUGUAAAUUUCUACUCUAAAUUUUCCACAGAUGAACAUUUGGAACAGCUGUGCCCAGAAACUGUUUCAAGGCGCCGUAAUUUUUUUAUUUAUUUUAUUAUUAUUUUUUUUUUUUUUUUGAGGAAUUUGACGGAAUUUAGAAUUUCUGAGGAAGACACAUUUUGACGAAGUUUUGAAUUUUCGAGGAAGAUCAUUUCGGCAGAGUUAUAACUUUACGAAAUGAAAACUUUCAAAUCAUAGGACUAGAGGGACUUUGAGCUAAACUUAGGAGGAGCAUUGCACUUUUCGUUUUUACGGAAAACGAGCUGAGCUCGUUAACAAAGAAAAUUACUCUCACUGUAAAGAAUUCAUAUAAGAGUGGAAAACUAUUGCAUACCUUUACCUCCUCUGGACUUCAUGAAAAAUUAUGGACAGUUAAAUGAAAAUAUCCACAGUCUCCUCUACAGACAUUUUUCACCAAAAUCGACCAACCGGAAGUUCCAUUUUAUGUAAUCGAUUGUAUAAUUGUGUACAAUUUUCUUGAAAACCUCUCAAAUAAAUUACGUUUAUCAUAUAUAUAAACAUACAUAUAUAUAUAUAUAUAUAUAUAUAUAUAUAUAUAUAUAUAUAUAUACAAAUUACCUUAUAUCAAUGUUAAAUUCAAUGUAUUUUUUUCUGGAUAACUGCGACUUAAUAAAUUAGUAUACAUUUUUAUUUAUAUAAAUAUAUUUCAUGAUUUUUAUCCCUCAUAGAUGAAGAUCCCCUCAACCUCAACAAUAACACAAUCUGGAAUCUGCUAAAAUUUCAGACCAACCUUUAUCCCCAAUAUCUUCACGGCGAUUCGUCAUUAAAUGACACGAUAGCUAUUGACGAAGAAUUUGAUCACACCGGGUCUCAAGGUAUGGAGGAAUCAUAAGAUGUUUAUAAAAUUAAUCUUUGUUAAUUGGAUUUUAAAAUUUAUUUUAUUUUUAUAAUUAUUUUGGUUAAUUAACUAUUUAAGAAUUAAUUAUAAAAGUAGUAUGGCUCCUUCGAUCAAUUUAAAAAAAAAUUAAUUAAAUUUAAAAUUUAAAAAACGAAUUCAUAUAGACUUCGUUUUUUUUUUUAUAUAUAAGCUUCGGCGCUUCAUUAGGUGUUUUUAUUAAUAUUUAUUAUUUAUUUUAUUAUAUGCCGAAUUUUCUUUUAAUUCAGUUCGGUAAUUUAAAAAAAAAACGACUACAUUUUGAGACUAUCUAGAAAAUAAAAAUUAAUUAAUUUAUCCUAGUGAUUUAAUUAUUUUUUUUAAAUACCGCAAACUUGCGUACUAUUAGUACCUUAUAUUAUUUUCAACCAUUCUAAUCUGAGUGUCCGGCUCUGAUGAAUGGUUAGAACUAAAAGCAAAAAAUAAAAUCCCCUCCCACUAUUACAAAAAAAAAUAUAAUAUUUAUUUUGUUUAUAGUAGACAUAUGUAAAAAAUUGAAGAUGUUCCCAAAGAGCAGUUAUUUUGGUACAAUAUACACUACCUACCUAUAUCUACCACGUACAUCUCCAACAGUACCAAGAAAUUAUUUAAUAAAAUUUAUUUAUUAUUAAUUAUUUAAUUUUUUUUUUAAACGAAUUUCUUGAAUAUUAUUACAAGCUGCCACAUUGAAGGGUAUCGGUAUUAGGGUUAUAAUAUUCAUUCGUUCUAUAUUUACAUACUAAAGAGAAAUAUAUAUGAACAAUUACAACAAAUAAUAUUAAAAACAGUAAAUGAGAUAAGAGAAAUAAAAUUUCUUAUGACUGAGAAUUAAAUUAUAAUUAACAGUAAAAUAUAAUUUAGCAGUAAUAAAAUGGUUCAAUUUAUAAGAAAAAUCACAUGUUGAAAACAGAGAAACAGAACAUUUUUAAAAAUGGCUAUCGUGUGCCACCUCCCUAAUAAAUAAUGUUUCCCCUUUUAAAAAAAAAUUAUAAAUCAAAUUUCAUAUUUUCUUUUUUAAAGUUAUUUAAAAAGAAAAUAUUAAGUCAGUCGUAAUAUUAUAUCUAUCGCUAUUGUCUACAACUAGAAUAAAUAAUUAUUCCAUAUAGAAUUACGUUCUAAAAAUAAAUGUCAAACUCAGCUGGGCUCUCCACUUUUCAAAAAUUAUAAAUCACUGAUAAAGUAUUAACAAAAUUCACUUUUUGUUUCUCAUUUUACUUAUCUGAUUAUUUUAUAUAUUUUUAUUUACAUUGAAAAUGGAUGAGCAGGAAAAUUACGCCUCACUGGCCUCUAUUUAUGCAAAAAAAAGAAGAAAAAAAAAACUGGUUCCGCCAUUCAGAACCUUUUUAUUCCAUUGUUGUUUUAAAAUAAAUUUGUAUAUAUUUUGAAUACAGAUGAGUAAGAUAUAAACAAUAAACUUUGGAUCAUUCAUUUUUUCCAUUAUUUUAAAGGAUUAAAAUGGUAUAAAUAUAUUUCUGUAGAGAUAGAAAUAACACCACAUAUUUGAACAAUAUAAAUAGUUUAACUGUGUUAUUCUUCCAUAUUCUUAUACGAUGAAGAUUAUUUAUAAUGAUGAAUGGUUCAUAAAUAGGAAGAUUAAUAUAAUAUAUGGCUACCAUUUUCUAAUAUAGUUGAAGGGAAUGUAAGAAAUAGCUUCCUAUAACUUGGAUGAUAUCACGAAAUUUCAAAACAGAAAAAGAAAGAAAUUGCAUCACUGUCGAGGAAAACAGCAGUUCGCAUGACGAGUGCCUAUAACAUUAAUGUUGAAUUUUUCAUGUCAGCUCGGAAGAAUGUCUGAUAUUGCCAUGAUAAGGAUAAUUUGCCAAUGUUUGGAAAACAUUAAAUAAAACGUUUAAAAUAUGAUAAGCUUGGGACGUUAACAACCCCAUAAUUAGUCCAUUAUAGUCAUGUGCUAAAUAUUUUUAAAUAGUAUAGAAAAUAUUUUUAAAAAAUUAUUAAACUUUUGAUAAAUUACGCCAUUUGUUCAAGUGUAGAUUUCUUAAAUCAGUCAACCUCUUUUUAAAAUUGUUUAUUUUUUAUAAACAAUAUUGUUAUAAGAAUUUCAUGAAGUAAAAUCAUUUCUUUUCUAAAAAAGGUAAUUUUACAUGAGUGGUCCCAUAUUAUUUUUAGAAAUUUCGUGAAAUACCUGAUUUUCGUUAAACAACAUUAAUAUAAUAAAUCUUUUUCGUAAUUCUACUUAAACAUUUUUUAUUGAUUAUGUAUAGGAUAAAUAAAAAAUAUUUUAAAUGAGUCCUGAUCAUUCAAUUAAUAAAUUAUGUGUUUCGCUUAUGGAACCUAAACUUAGACUUAAGUUAAGUCAAGUUUUUAAGUACAUAGAAACUGACGAUAAAAAUAUUGAAGUACAAACUUGACUAGCUAUCGAACGGCUCGAAUUAAAGGUUAUUUUUCAUUUAUUUUUAUUUGUAGAAACAUUUCUUCAAUUCUAAUUCUAUUAAACCGUUUAUUCGCUUUGAUCUAGACCUGAGCAUUAUAUUAAAUGAAAUACUUUAAAAUGUAUACGAUUUAUUAUAUAUUUUUUUUAAUAAACAAAAUAAAUUACCAAAUUCUGUAUGUUCGUUAACUUCUAUCAUAAGAAUGUCUGAUAUUGCCAUGAUAAGGAUAAUUUGCCAAUGUUUGGAAAAGAUUAAAUAAUGACUGAGUAUAAUAAUGACUAUUUUGUAUUGAGUAUACUUUCUAAGCAAAUCCCAAAUGCGCCAAAAUGAAUAAUUUAAUAUUUCAAACUUAGUGUCCACUGGAUUCCCAUCCUAGUUAUGCGACUAAGAGAGAAGCGCUGGGAUCUCUUGGAGUCCUGCCUUAUCCUCCACACGUGGGAGAAAAAGCCCGACUCGGAGCUCCCUCGGCUGACUGUAUUGUAAAUAAGUAUGAAUGUGUUUUUAUUUAUUUAUUUUUUUAAUGUUGUCUCACAUUUGAUUUAUUCUGUUAUUCCAAGUUUUAUUUUCUUUCUUUUGUUAUAAUCUUGUUUUUAUUUUAUUGUAUAUAUGGUAUGUUUGUGUUAGAUUCAUCCUAAAUACUCAAUGCCCUUAAUUGAGGCAAAAUGUAUUUUUUUCUCAAUAAAGUAUAAUAUUUAAAUAUUUCAAAGGUCAAAUAACUGAACUUUCCUUAACUAUAUAACUGAAUUAUAAUCAAAAUACGUCUGUCAAGUAAAAUCAGUAUAGCCUCUUCACGGUUUUCAACGGCUCUAUAUUAUUAUUCAAGGCCUUUAAUUAAAUUUAAUUUAAUUAAUAUAAAAUCGCCGGGCAAAACUAUUUCGGAAAUACAGUAAUUCCUCUACAUUUGCGGGUUUGAUAUCCACGAAUUUUGUUUAUCAGUGAAAAUUAGUGUUGCCCAAAAUCGGUCUUGGUCUUGCAAGGUCAAGACCGCCUAACUUUUGCAAGACCAAGACUGGUUAAAAAAAUCGAUUUUUCUAAUAAAAUUUAAGGAAAAAUAGUUACUAAUAGUUGACAAUUACAGUUACUAUAUGUAAAGAACUGGUAUAACCAAUAUACUUUUCCAUUUAACUCUUCUAAUUUUUCAUUCGGGCUUAGUUAGGUUUUUCUUAUCUAAAAAAUUACAUUAAUAUCUCUAUAAUUAUAAGCUAAUAUGUAACUGCAAGACUGUUGGGAGACUCUUGUGCCAGACCAAGAUCACGACCAAAACUGAGUCCGCAAGUCCAAGACUAGUGAAAAUUAAAAUGCGGAAGAGCUCCACAUUUCCGAGAUCGAGUAUUCGAUGAUUCAUGAUAAAAAAAAAAAUCCUAGUACAUACUGAACAUCCCUAUCACUAUGGUUGAUUCAAAAGGUCGUAUAUAAAAAUUAUGUGUUUUACAGAAGAACAUAAGAACUAAUUAUUUCUUUAUUAUGUGGCACUAUGAAUUCAUAUAGUACUGCCCUCAGCUAUUUUCCAUAGUAGCAGACUACCUAUAUCAGCUGCAUACUACAAAAUGUCACCUUUAGCACAAAAAUAAUAAAAAUUAUACAUACAACUUUUGGCACUAACAGUAGCGAUAUAAAUUUAACAGAUAUAUUUUCACUUGUAAAAUGAAUAGAUCCAAAAACUCAUUGAAAAAAUUUUAACUUUUAGUUUGUUAGGCAUUAACGAGAUCAAUAUUUUUCAUCAGUCAAAACGAAACUAAUUUAAGCUGGAAUAUAAAAAUAUGCGUGAAGUUCAUAUAACUUUGAUGUUUAAGGAGGAAAUCGAGACCACGACGAGCUGGCUGAACUUCAAUAGAAAGAAAUACAAUCACAAAUAAUUUUUUUUUUUUUUUUUUUUUACAAACUCAGAGUAAAAAUUAAUUUAAAUUUACUGAGCAUUACACGAAAUCUAAGUAACGGCUCUAAGUGUCAUGCUAGUAAAGUUUGGAAUCGACCAAACAAUAAAGUAUAAAUUAAAUUUUUGAAUAAAACCUUAUUAAAGUUGGUAACCUCAUAAAAAUAUUGCAUUAACCUAAUCCCUAUUACACAUGAUCAAUGCCUUACAAAUUUCACAACCAUUAUAUUGUUAACAGUUAUUUAUAUUAAUUUUAAUUAUUACAUGGAAUUCAACGAAAUUCAUACUAUGCAAUUAAUAUAAUGUUCUCCAAGUUUGAGUCAAAUUUAACGAGCCGUUUUCGUACUAUAAGCAUGUCAAAUAAUACAUUUAUUGAUCCGAAAGCGGAAGUUUUUUUGUAGCAGUGAAUAGAAUUCGAUAAAUUUGAUAUUCUCUAAAUCAUCUUCUAACCAACCCCUAUCUUCCAUCCACGUUUGAGCCAAAUCGAAAGUGUGGUUUUAGAGAUACAGGUGUAUCAAGGAAACCACGUUUGCGUAUAUACAAGAAAAAGUAGUGGACGGAAUUCAAGAAAAUUGACACUCUCUUAUUUUUUUACCAAUAACUAUAUUUUAUCCAACUUUGAGCCAAAUCUAAUGAGCCGCUUCUGAAAUAUUAGAAUAUCUAUGAAAAUACAUUUACGCUUAGGCAAGCGGAAAUAAAAAAUGGAAUUUGAUAAAAUUGAUAUGGAACCAUCUAGACACUAACCCGCACAAUCUCUGAAAAUAUGAAAAUCGAAUGAACCGUACUAGAUGAUAUGCCCGUCACAUCGAUUUGACUACAGACAAACCGACGAUAGACGCCGAACCAAAUUUGAUCCUUGAUGUCUGAUACGUAAAAUGGGAGUGGAAAUUUUCGAUUCUGAGCACAACUUUAACUUAUACUUAAACUUUACCAACUAUAACUUCUCAUACGAAUACAAUUCUUUCCUACCUUCGGUAGCAAGGAAGUAAAAAGUAUAUAGUAUUUAUUUAUACUAUAUCAUAUUUUUUACUAUUUAUAAAUUAUUCAUGUAGCGUUAUUAUAAAUGGUUGUAAAUAUUAGAUGAGGUAGAGAAGAAACUAUAUUUUAAAUUAUAUAAUAAUAGCAAAAGUUGAAUUGGCGAAGAAAAGAAAAAAAUAAGUAUACAUAUGACAUGGGUUUGAGUAAGUUAGAAAUGAAGAAAAUAAAAGCGCUCAAUGUUUACAACCUCUUUUCUGCUAAAGAAAUAAUAGGAAGCUAUUUCGUACAGUUAUCAUUUAAUUCCAAAUUAAGGGGAAAUGGCCUUGCUACUUGCUAUUUCUUCAUUUCCUAGCCGGCUUUAUUUCUGGAGAUUUAAGAAAUCCCGAGCGGGUAGAGGAUUUUCUUAAUUGGAAAACCUUUUUAAAAGCUCCAAAAAAAAGGGGAGAUGACCCAGUUAAGUGGAUAAAUUGAAUAGAAAAUAAUAAGAUUUUGGUCUUACAUUCCAUCAUUGACAAAAGAUUAAAUAACGUCAAGAAAUGGAGAUCGAGAAUCCGGACGGAUUUAAAUGAAAAAAACAUUAGCUGUUAUGUAGAACCUCCCUUUUUAACGACCAAUUAUUACUCUUUACGUUCAAUCAUUAUUUUCAUUUAAAUCUGUUUUAUUCUUUAAAAAAUACACUGACAGGCAAAAAAUUCCACCCACUUGAUUUUUUCAUGUUUUCAUCUAAAAAUAUUUCUGCUUUAGAUUGGUCUAUCGUUUUUAAUGAAUAAAUAGGUAAUCUUUUUGUUUGUUUUCAAUUAGGAAUGUUAAUAUAGAGGACAAUAACCCUUAAUCCUUAAUUCAAUGAAAUGAUUCUAGAUUCCAAUGUUUACUUUCUAUGGAAUCAAAAUGUUUAUUCAGUUCCAUUAGUUCAGUGCCGUUUUUUGCAGCACAUUUCUUAGUCUCCGGCUUUUAAUUUUUUCAAUAUUAAGUUUUAAAAUGCUUCUUAGUGCUGAGGAUGUUGCGCGUGGUGUGGCACUUAUAGAUGAUGGACGUUCCAUUAGAUAUGCAGCUAAUGCCAUCGAAGUUCCAUAUGGAACUUUACGAGACGCCGUCAGGCGUUUUCGAGAAACUGGUUCUUACAAUAGAAGGCCCGGGGUUCUGGACGGCCUAGGGCAACAGAACCACGGGAUGACCGGUUUUUGUCUUUCAACUUUAUUUAUUUUAGAAUGAGCUUAUAUUUGGUACAAAACCGAUUUCUAAAGAAAUAAUAGGAAGCUAUUUCGUACAGUUAUCAUUUAAUUCCGAAUUAAGGGGAAAUGGUCUUGCUACUUGGUCUUUCUUCAUUUUUUAGCCGGUUUUAUUUCUGGAGAAGGCAGUUUGAGGUGUAUUAUUGCAUUUUUCGCAAGUAGGAGCUUCUAGACCUCAUAAAAGAUAGCUAUGAGUGAACUGGCAGUGCCCAAUCCUAAGGCGGCAAAGUAUAAUUUCUUCACGCCUGGAACUUCUGUUGCUAGUGAGCCAUUUAUCGCAAUUUAUUUCACUUCUUUCAGCUUACAAUCUUUGAUUUUUCAAUCUUUUUCCCACUCCGCCAGUUGUUUUUUCUUUGUUUGGUAUACCCAGUCUUCUAAAGUGAUAUAUUUCAAUCUAGUCACUGCCUCUUCUUCUCCUCCACUUCUUGCUAAAUAGGCUGCGUGGUCAGCUUUUUCAUUCCCUAAAAUUCCGCAAUGAGUUGGUACCCAUACCAAGACAACUGACAGUCCUUUGUUUUUUAUCUUCCACCAAAUGUUAAGUAUUUCUCAAAUUAUAGAGUUUCUGGGAUAUGGGUUAUCAAUGGCAGUUUAAACACUGUAUGAGACCGUCACAACUACCCAGUAGUUCUUUUAAGAUUCGCUUAUAAGAUAUAAAGCAAUCAGGAUGGCAGUCGCCUCUCCUGUGAAUAUGGAGCAUUCUCCAGGUAUAUUAAACAGUAUGUCGUUCUCUUUAGUGUUAUUAAUUGUUUCAUAUGUUCCUUACAUUAUUAUGAUUAAUUUUCUGUUUUUAUUAUUUUUCAUAAGUUAAUAGUUUCUCAUAUUGUUGUAUUAUCUUAGUCCUCAACUUUGAGCAGAAAUUUCGACAAAUAUAAAAAUAAAUAUCAUUUAUUUAUUUUUAUUGAACACCCAACCAACUUCUCUUUAAUUAAACAGAUGAUUUGUAAUUAUUCGUCCAAUAAAUAACAUCCUAUUCUACUUCUAAAUAGGUUUCUAUAUAAGAAAAAGACAAAGGGUAUACCCUGAUUACAUAGUCAUGUAAUAUUUAUCCUUUAGGGGACACAUACAAAAUAAUUGCAGGGUAGAAAGGACUCAGGUCAGAAUGCAGCUGUAUUUUUAAACACAAUUCCGUCUCUCACUCCCUUGGGGCGCACAACCGGAUUUCCUGCUUACACGUGUUGCUCAAUCCAGAGAUGGCUUCGUGUAAAUUUAAAACAUAAGUUUGGAACUGCUAUAGAAAUUUCGCUCAAAAAUGGCGGAAACAUGAACUCACACAUAAUGUUAUGGUUACAUUGAACGUUUUUAGGGAGGGGGAAUUAUUAUCAACUCUCAACACUGAGUGCUUUUUAUUUAGGGUAAAUGUUCUAGUGAUAGACAAUUUAAGAGAAAUUUACAACAUUAAUGUGAACCACAGCUAUAGUUCUAACAGGGGAUCUAUGUAAAUGGAUUUAAUUGGAAAACAAUUUAAUAUUUUAUUGAUUUUUUUUUUUUAUAUACCGUCAAUUAUUCAUGAAAGUCUUAAGGAAUUCUGACAGCAUAUUUUGCACCAGUAAUAGAUACUCAAGUUUUUGGGAUAAAUAGCUUAUUUUAAAUUAUUCAAAAAUUCACAAUAAAUUCCCCACAGUUUUAAACUAAGAAAUAGCAAACCAUAGAUGAAUGACUAAAACUUAUCUCCUGUUAUCAUCUGGGUUCAGUUUUAACUGUACACUCUUAUUUUCACUCUCUUUUUUGGUGUAUAAAGCUUAUUAUCUGUUAAUUUAAUUGAAAACAGUCAAUUUCUGAUACAUUUUCCGUACAAUUUUUAAUAAAAUAAAACACUUAAAAGUCUGAUUUUCACUUUUGAUUUGGAUAAAAGUGAGUAUUUCUUUCCACUAAUGUGAGAACUCCAGGUCAUCCCUCUGUUAAAUAUAAGUACAAAAUAACAUAAAGUUAUGUACAGUAGAUAACAUAAAGUUAUGUACAGUUAUAUUAAAUUCAAUCAAUUAAAAACCUAAACGAGAAACAAACACGUACUAGCUUAUUUAUUCAUUGAGUCAAUAGAGAGAAUAUUUCUGAUCUAACACAGGUAUUAUGAUCGUGAGGUACUAGACAACAGAAAUUAAUCCCGCCCACGUUCCCUUGUUAUAAAUUAGAGCUCGAAUGUGUCCCGGUCUGGCGAGUACAAAAUGGCGACUCGUUAAUCAUUUUCUGACGUCUAUGUGUCCCACGUAGGUAUAAUCAAAUUUCGUAGGCUCCGCUGCUGUCAUUUAAUAUAUCUUUUCAAAAGUUUUCAAAAUUUGAUCUUGACAUCCUGUCAUCAUCAUAUGAAUGAAGUUUUUUUUUUUUACAUCAAUUAUUAUUAAAGCAAAGAAAAGGAAAAUGAUGAGGAGAUAAAAAUAUUUUUUUUAAAAAUGUAGAAGAGAAGGUAAAAGAAAUUUACUAAGUUUAGCUGAAGGGGCGUUUAUAUUGGAGAUUAUAGGACGAAGGGGAUUUUCAGGUUUACGGAUUUUUGGGAGCUCAUAUAAGCAGGGUGCUAAGGAACUGAAGGAUAUCCACAAACCAAAAAUCCACAAACCUGAAAAUCCCCAUUUUCCUAUGUUAUUUAACGUCCGUUCACCUAAACUCAACAAAUUUCUUUUAUCCUCUCUAAAAGAUUAACCACGAUAACUCCUAUAAUUAUAGUAAUAAUAAUUCAUUUCAUGUUAAGAAUAAAAAUUAUUUGACAUUCAACACAUAUAUAUGAUCACGAACAUACUAUUAUCAUACCAUAUGAUAUAUGGUUCUAUAAAUAAGAUAAAAAUAAAGCCAAGAAAAGAUUGAAGAUACUUAAAAUUAAAGAAAAUAUAGUUUUAUGACUAUUAUAGUGUAUAAAAUAUUAUAAAAGAUCCUGUAGUGGAUACGUAAUUUGAAUAAAGCAACAUGGAUUCGCUUCCCAUAAACUAUAAAAAUAUUUAUAAAGACUUUUAUCCUAGAAAUGAAGUUUUCCGUUGUUAAUUUAAAGAGCUGUUUUAUGGACAGCUGGGAUUGUGAGAAGACGUAUUUUUCCAAUAGAUAAUCUAGUUAUACAUCACCAUAAAUAAUUUUUUUUAGUAAAAUAUUCCAAACUUUUUGUCAUAAAUAGUAAUUUUAUGGCAUUUUUUAUAGGAAUUAAUGAUAGUAAAUCAGCCACACCACAAUUCAUGAAUGAAAUAGCCGCAGGACUGAUUCGUGACGUCUCUGUAUUCCGUGUAACGUCACUAUGAACCGUUUGAUCUGUCUAUCUACUACAUCAUCUGACAGGAACGCAUUUAAGGGAUGAGUGAAUUCAGAUAGUACCCAUCGAAAUAUGAAAAUUAACCGAACCAAAACAAAACAACCACUUUUUAUUCAAUGAUAUUAACUGAUUAAUAUUGAUAAGCGAUCAACCCAUUACUAUGGCCUGAAUAAUUACAAUAAUUAACGUGUUAUCUUCCUCUGAGGACGAGGUACACCGCCAACCUGAUAAACCUAACAACGGAAAUACAUGUUUUGAGGUCCCUGAGUCGAAAUAACGAAGUCCCACAAAAUGGUCUGUGUGAGUGAGUGUGUUUGUAUGUAUGUAACAAGUCUAGCUCAAAAACGAAAAGUCGUAUGAAAGUGAAAAUGCAUAUUUAAGAUUUGUAUAUAUCUGAGAUGUUACAGCAACGUUUUCGUCAAAAUCGGCUAACCCGAAGUGUCACUUUAUAUCAUCGAUGAAACGCAUCGGUUCCAACCAUUUUGAUUAAAUUCUAUAAAGUUUUUAAUAUUAUGUAGGUUUAAUUCUCAUUGAUGUUCUUUAACAGGGCUUAAAUGGCUAAUUUUCAAUAUUAGAUUUCUCUAAAGCACCAUUAAUAUUGUUUACCUCAUACCAGACUGAACCGACGAGAAACCGCUCGACGUUUCCGAUUACUUCAGCACUUACUAAACAAACACUCUAAACUUCCAAUUAAUUACAAAACACUCAUAUACAUGACUAUAAUAAGGCCUAUUUGGACUUACGAAGUUGAGCUAUGGGGCUCUACUAAACCAUCGAAUUCCUCUCGUAUCCAAUUCUUACAAUCCAAAAUCCUUCGUAAAAUCCUCAAUGCUCCCUACUUCGUUACAAAUAAAAUCAUCCAUAAUGACCUUAAUGUUUCUUAUGUUUCAGAUCUGGUCCAAUCCAGGUACCUAUCCUUCCAUAAUAAACUUCAGAAUCAUCCCAACCCUCUCGUUUCUAAACUUGCUUCCUCUUCAAUUCCUGAUAACCCUCCGAUGCGUCUGAAAAGAAAAUGGCCUCGAUAUCUCCUAAUGUAGACAUAUCAUUAGAGUGCUAUCAUUGGGUAGUUACUCAGCAAUUGUUUUCACGUAUCCAUAUGUUAAAAUUUACUAAAUGUAUUUCUUUAAUACAGUUGUAAAUAUCAUUAACAAAUAAUUUUUUAAAAAAUUGAAAAUUUGUUUAUUUUUAAAACAACUAACCAUUUCACAUUUAUCUCUAAUACAAAAAAAUAGUUAAAUAUAAAAUAUGAAAGAUUUUGAUAAUUAACUAAAGGAGAAAUAAGAGAUCGCAACAGAGAAUAAUAGUAACGAAGGAAUCAAAGCAAUACGACAGCUCAUCCGAAAAUUAGAACAGACAAUAUUAUGUACAUGUGCAUAUGCGAUUUUUUAAAAUGUUUUCGUUGGUAUUAUUUAAUAUUCAAUUGUAUAUAUUACAGCUGUAUAAAUAUUAAAAUUUGUAUAUAGGAGGUACUUAAAAAAAAAUCCACAAUGAAAUAUAAAUCAAUAUAGCUUUUAUAAUUUUUUACUUUCUUACUUAAUUUUUACUUAAAUAGAUUGUAUCCUUCUUGAUCAUGCUCUUUUAUAAUUCUUAUAGCCGUAAUUAUUUAAUUAAUUAAGCACUUUGAAUUUGGAAGUUACAUCAAUAUUCUAUAUAAAAACUUUGCCUCUUUCAGAGUGAACUAUCAUUAUUUUCAAACGCGUCCUCAUCUAAUUAAACUUCUUAUACUAGGUAUAUAAUAUAUUUAUUCGUUUUGAAGAGAGACCAUAUAUAGUCUCGCUGGAAUUUCCUGAAGUCUAGCUUUAGGCAAAUGUAAAUAUUGUAUAUAGAUGAGAAUGAGUUUUAGAAGAAUUUUAUUUGUUUAUUUAUUUUUUAAUUUUUGUAAUUAAUUUGUGUAAUUUUAUCACAUUGCUCACAUAACAAAAAAAAAAAAAAAAAAAUUGACAGAAAUAGCAGAAAGGAUAUUCCAACACACUCCCAAGUAUAACAUUAUCAACAUUUAACAGUAAUUGUAAGUAAUAAAUAAACAAAACAAAUGUGAAUUGAGCAUCUCUGUUUCUCAAAAUUUCAGAUGCGCUCACAAAUUUCAUUUUUCACAUCAAUUUAAACAAACGAAACUUCAAACCAGCUACAAGAAACAACUAUUCUCAAUCGAAACAAAAUAUUUUCAUGUAAUUUUCUUUAACACUAUAUUUUUUUCAUGACUUUAGGUCAGGGGCCAGUUGACAAAAUAAGGUUAAAGGCUAACAUUGUUUUUAGUCCCUCUAUGUUGUGUUCCGAAUAGGUUCAACUUUUCUAAAAAUUAAUAAACCCAAGAGGGAAGAGAAGCGGUCGCGGUCUCAUAUACUUCCCCUGGCUUAAUUAUCACAGAGCCUUUGUAAGCCCCCUUUCACAUUAAUAGGCCUAAAAUUUGCACCCUCAAGAUUAAACGUAAAAAGUAACGGGGUUCGACUCAGGUGUAUUAAAUCGUGUUACAAUCUUUUUUUUUAAUUUAAUAAAAAAAAGGUAAUUAAUAGUUAUGAGAUUUUAUAAGUAAGUAAUAUAGUUAAGUCAUUCAAAAGCAAGUUAGAUUGCCUUAAGCAGGUGGUGAAUUUGUAUGCACUUAUACAAACACACAAUAAUUUGUUUUCGAAUACAGUUCUAUUUAAGCCUCAACGAAGCAGCUUAUUUUAUUUCAACAAUUAAAGAGUUGGUACUAUAAUUGUAUAAUACUAUUAAUGCCAUUCAUUUAUGAUUUAUUUUCCAUUGAAGUAGCAUUAAAUGGCAAGUAUGUAGAUCAUUCAUUAUUCGAUCCUCGUCCCUAUGGAAUUCCAUUCCCUCCAACAACUGUCACUGCAAAACCUUAUCUACCUUUAAAUCCCGCAUAUUCAAUCACUUUCUAUCCGUUCAGUUCACAAACAAUUGUAAACAGUUUUUCAUUAAUAAAUAUUCAGUAUAUAAAUUGAUAACUUACUUUUAAAGCGUUUUGUUUUUAAAUCAUUACCGUGAGAAGUUAUCUUAAAUUUCUUAUUAUUUCUCUGUGUUUACAAUAUUAUAUUUUUCAUAGAACUCUGAAGGUCGAAUGUGUAGAAUUAUUCUGUUGUUUCAAUCUACAUUUUGAAAGGAUCGAAGUUUAUAUUUGAGCAGAAGCAUGAUAUUUUUUAUUGUUUUUCUUUGCUUGGAUGAGACCAUUGAUUUGCAUGAAAUUCUCACUCGUUUGACACUUCUUUAUUCAUAAUGCAUCGUUCCCGAGAGGCUUAAAAGAGAUUCAUACUACAGCAUUGUAUAUGUGUAUAUAUAUAUAUAUUUUUUUUUAUUUGUCUUUUAUAUAUAUAUAUAUAUAUAUAUAUAUAUAUAUAUAUAUAUAUAUAUAUAAACAUAAUUAUUUAAUUGGGCAUAAGGUGAUUAAUUAAUUAUUCAAUAAACUACUAAAUGUUCAUUGCUUCAGUGUUUAUUCGAGGUUUCGAUCCAGGUUUUUUAUAAGUUAACAAUGGGAUCCUCUUCAAAAUUUUAAAAUAGAGCCUCGAUACCUCAGACCAGGAACACACUGACAGUCUCAGCACAGUCCACCAGCACAUAUAUCAAGCUACUAUAAGUAUAUAAGAUACUAUAUAUGAGAGUAGCUUAAUAUGUGUGCUGGUGGACGGUGCUGAGACUGUUGGUGUGUCCCUAUAAUAAUGUAUCGAGGCCGAAUAAACACAGAAGCAAUGGACAUUUAGUAGUUUAUUGAAUAAUUAAUAAGUAACCUUAUUCACAACUAAAUAAUUAUGACAAAAUUUAAUACUCAAAGGUCGAUUAAAGAAAAGUUAUAAAUAUACAUACAUAUAUAUAUAUAUAUAUAUAUAUAUAUAUAUAUAUAUAUAUAUAUAUAUAUAUAUAUAUAUAUAUAUAUAUAUAUAUAUAUAUAUAUAUAUAUAUUAUUUAUUCAUUUAUCUUAUAUUUUUCCAAUGUAUUUAUUCUACUUAUUUCUAAAAGUCAUUCCAUCGCAGAAACUAGCAGGUAGCAACGAUUUUUCAAUUUCGGAAUUGUACAUCUACGUAUAAUGGAAAUUCUAGUUAGUCCUUGCGGAAAAAAGUUUGCAUUCAGAGCCUUUUAGUUGAUGGAAGCUUUUAAGCAACUUUUAAAAUGUAUUACCUACCGGAAGCUUUCAAAUUGACUAGUGAUUUUUUUACAAGGUUUUUAAAAAAAGAAUAUUAACUCGAGGAUGUAAGGAACCUUUAAAUAAACAUAUAUCUUCAAAUUAAAAAAAGUUGUUUUUGAGCCCUAUUUUUGUAAACUGAUGACUCCUAAAAAUAGUGAGUAAGCUAGCAUUAAAUCAAAGGAUAGGCGAGAAAAGAGAUAUGUAAAUCAAAUAAGACACUUAUAAUAUCCUUUAGAAUCAUUAAGUAAACAGAAAAGAAACUUCAGAUCGUUAUCUACAAGCAAUAUCUUGAUUGUUUUUCCAGUUAUUAUGUUGCUGCAGCAAACAACCUAUUUGCUGAAUGUCCCCAGGAAGUUUAGAUUUGAACAUACAAUAAUUAUUAGACCUCAACAUUGGGAGCCAGUCGAUUAUUCUCCGAAGUAUUCUUAAGAUGACAUAUAUUCGAUUCCAUAUAAUGUGAAAUUCCAUAUAAUAUGUACUCUGCUUUCCUUACAAGAAGUAAUAUUCUUCAGUAAAUUGAGAGUGAUAAUAUCCAACAUCCAGGCCUUGUAGAUCUACGCACACAUUUUCCUUAAGGCUCUUCUUUAUUUUCUUGUUCCCAAGUAUAUAAGAAUAUUUUCGAUCUUCUACUUAAUUUUAUGAAAUAAGAUAAAAUGAAAAUUUUUAAAUUUUUUUAGAAGAUACCUCACCUAUAUAAAAAAAAUACUUUAUUUUAUCGUUAAGACUUCAUUCUUGAUUCAUACAAUGGAAGUUAAUUCUGCGGUGUUAUCUAUUCAAUAUAACAUGAGAAAUAUACACUGUGAUAAGGUGCUAUCCAUAGUAGUAAUAAUUGCACAUUCAUUUGCUAAAUCAGAGAAAGAAGUGCUGUGGAUGUUUCCAUGUCUUCUAAACACACACACAUAACUAUUUAUUUUAUUUUCCAUUAAAUUUGCAACUGCUUCGAAACGCAUCAUGCAAAUCCGUUGGCGUUUAUUCUGUCUUCUUGUGUUCUUGAUACAUGCUUAACUUGUCAGCAGAAGAUCUCUAGGCCACUGCCUUUUUAGUCACCGUUGCGGCUUACCAGGUAACAGGAAGCAAAAGAAAGAUAGACAGAGUGAAUUUGGAUGAUUGAGAGUAGAAGAAUAAAAUGUGUACUUGUUGUGUAGGAUAUUACUUUUGGUAUGUUGAUGUCUGUGUAUAGUGUGAUUUGAAAUAAACCAAGAAGCAUUGACGAUUUUACGGAGUAUUUUGGAUUUUGUUUGAAAGUCUGUUGAGUUCCUUGUAAAUGUCUUUUGGGUGAAAUGUUGGCGGAGGUGGUGAUAAGGGUAGUGGGAUUGUCAAAUCGUCUUCAAUCUUGGUAUUAUAUUAUGCGUGUUGUCCUGAAUAUUACUCAAAAACUUGAGCAAGAUGUUUUGCGAAUUCGUUGGAUUUUUCUUUUCCAGUUAUGGCCCAGUAUAAUAAUAAUUUCAUAUUAUUCUGCUUAUUUAUUUAUGAUAUUUACAACUGUAUAAAAACAAUUUUUCUUCUUAAAAAUAAAAAGCAUAUUACGAAGAAGUUUUCCUAAAAGUAGGAUAUCUGUAUUAUAUUAGCAUGAUGAUAGAAAUAAUUCCUAAAAGUUUAUGAUUUGUUUUAAACAGAACUUAGCUUAACUUAGCCGUUCAAAAGUCCUCUUUAAAUGGUUUGAGCUAUGACAAACUCUGUUUCCAUUUGAAAUAAAUUUUGUCUUGUUAACAGUGAAGCAAUUUGUAAUUACUUAAAUUAAAUCUUUCUUUAGUUAUCGCUUCAUAUUCAACAAAAAACAUGAUACUUGAAAACACAAAACUUGGAUUUCCUUCUUUUCUUCUGAAAAUCGGCUCAUUGUUUAUAUGAAUUUUUUUUAGCUCAUGAUGUCUGGUAUCACUCCUACCAACAUUUUUCUCUACUUACGCGACAUCCUGUAUAAAUAAAUGUAUAUGCAUGUGUGUGUGUAUAUGUAUAUAUAUAUACACUAUAUAUACAUUAUUUUUUUUCGGUUGGCGCUACAGACGAUGUAUAUAUAUAAAAGACUUGGGGUAGAAAUGCGACAAUCAGCUUUGAUUCUAACCUCUGAUAGAUCGUACCACAUGAAAGCAAGAGACCCUAUUUACCUCAAGGGUCAGAACUUGGAUUUUUCCAGAGCAAGAUUAACUCUAUUGAUCCUUUUUUCACACCCUUCGCUUUCCCCAAUACAUAAGUCGAUAGCUUCAUAACAGUAUUUUCGGCAAUAUAUUUCAAAAUAACUAACCUAAUAUCUUAACAUUAACUUGUUUUAUUGACUGAAUUAGGGUCAAAUAGUCAGAGUUAUAAGUUCCUUUCUAUCAAAUUAUUAACGUCCAUCUAAAACUUAGUGAAUGGCUUCAUCUUAUAGUAACAUAAGACUUUUUUUACCUACGAAAAUUUCCAGAAAUGAGGCGUUUUCUCAUUUCUCAUUCUGUUAAAUUUAUUAAUAAAAAAUAAGGCACUACAAACUUAUGGAUACCCAUUUGCUUUUCACUUGAACUAUAAUAUAAUUUGAUCACAAAAUCGAGAAAAAAAGGUGGCCUACAAAAAUAUUGGGUCGAUUGGCCUGAAUAACUUCGCUAUUUUGACACAAAAUCGUCAUUUUGGGAGUAUAGGUCACGCCAUCCAGUCCAAUAUUUUUAUUCUCGAUUUUGUGAUAAAAUCAUCUUACGAUUCAAGUGAAAACCAAAAGGGUUUAGUAUAUCAUUAAAUAUACUAAGUAUGACGAUCUCCAGAUUGAAAACACCGCAGUCCAAGAAUUUUCGUAAAUAAAAAAGUUGAAGAUUAUGAUAACAUGAAGUGAUUCAUGAAGUUUCAGAUAUUAAUAAUUCUAUAAAAAGAGCAUUUGUAUCACACACACUAAAAAUAAUCAAGAAGCUAAUAGUAAUAUUUUUAACAUGGCCUGAAAAUAAGAAAGUGUGCUAUUUUUCUCCCUUCAGUUCCGAUCCUUUGCACACCCAAACUUCUUAUUAUAGUUAAAUUGGCAUCUUGGUAAUUCGAGUUGAAUAGACACGAGACCUCUUGGAUUAUCAAAAACGCGGACUAUCGGAAUAACGUUAGGAAACGAAAUAAAUCAAAACUGAGCCGAAAACCGAACGAACAACGUCUCACAUAUAGCUCAUAUUCGCUGAUUCUCAUACGUGAUCAAUAAGUCGGAUAUCCAAUCCCAUCUAGUCAAUCGCUCACAAAGAUGGAGGUAAACAGAUAAUAAGGCUAAUUGCCUUAUAAUUUAUAUCUCCAUACACCCUAGACCUAGGCAAUUACUCGAGUGAAUGUGAUUACUCUUAGGGGUUUAGCCACGAGUAAAUUAGUAAAUUACUCAUGAAACAUUUUAACUACAUGAGUAAAUCACUCAUGAAAAUUUUUAGCUUCAUAAGUGAAUCACUCAUGAAACAUUUUAUCGCCAUGAGUAAUUUAAAAAAUAAAAUAUGUUUUUAAUUUUAUGUAAUCUAAUAUUUUUUGAGUCUUUGCCAAACGUUCUAUACUUUCCAAAAUCAUUAAAUAAGUAUACUUAUUUUAUGGUAAUGUAAUUGGUCCAUUGUUUUUUUGAGAGGGGGAGGAGGUAUUCAUACAGCAAUAUAAUACCAAUUAUAUUUUUCUCCCAUUUCUUAAACAUUUUGUUAAAUAAACGGCAAAAUACAUAAAAAUUUAUUAAUUUGUAUUCUGCAACUAAUCCAUAUCCAGAUCCUCAAUACUCCAUCUCUCUAAUAUUCCCUAUGCAAAUAGUCUUCCUCUAUCAGAAGUCUAGCUAUCAUAUCUUCCUUGAUAUCCCUUAUCAUCAGUAUACGAGGACUUCCAAAUCUUCAUCUCUUCUGAGGGUAGUUCCUAAGCAUAUGAAUGUUCAGAACGUAAUGUUAUUACAUGUAAAUAAUGUUUUUAUUAAUCAAACAUUUUUUUCAUACACGAAAUAAAUCUUAUUCUUUUUUGCUAGGAAGCUGUUUAAUAUUCUUUACUUUUGGCAAUAAAAACUUCCAAGUAUACAAAUAAUUGGUUAAUUUGUUGAAUUACAUGUCAGGUUGACGUUUAGAGAAAAUUAUUCCCAUAUUCAAAACUUAAAUUCCAUACUUUCAUAGCGAUUUAUGUAGUGUUGUCACAUAAAAUAUUAUAAUUUCCUGGUGUGCUCCUUUGUCAUAAUUUAAAAUUUAUGUGUUAUGAAAAUAAUAAAAAUAUACUGUCUGGAGAAUCAACAUUCCUAGAGUAAAAAUAAAGAAAUAAAUCUUGACUUAUUCACUGUUUGGACUCAAAUUUUUCGCGGUACCUCGCCGAAUAAUUAGAGGCAACAAACUUGAAAUAAGUUGAACCAUUCAAUCGGAAAAUACAUCUAAACACUUUAUCUUCAUUGUGCCCUCGUCCGUAGUCGAGUAAUGAUUAACAGGUUCACUAUGAGUUAAGAUUAUAUGGUUUGAUUAAUUUUUAUCUUCUAAAAUUUUAAAAGUUUGAGUAAGUGAUAAGCAAACCUUUUUUUAAAAAAAAAUUGUACCCAUGAAGUCUCUUGGGUUCAGUACUCCUUAAAGAAGUACCAUUUCUAGGUCAGCGGUUGUGCUAAGAGGAAAGAUAACUAAACGAUUAAAUGUAGAUUUAUUACUGUAUACAGAUUAUAAAAAAAAAUAAAAACUUGAUGUAUUGACAUAUCAUAUUUCUUGGUUUGCAAAAUGAAAUAUCGAUAGAAAGUAAGCUUUUGUAUCAUAUUUAUUUUGAAAUUGAAAUUACAUAUAAUACUGUGUAGUAUAUAUAAAAUAUAAUGGGGUAGUUCAGGGAGAAUGGUGCUAUCUUUCAAUGCUCAUGGUUUCAGAUUCGAGUCCGAUUGUGGCAGGUAAAUAUUUAUUCUGACUCAUAUGUCACACCCAGACCGUAUAAAAUUGGUGUACUUAAUUCAAUGAUUAAUUACGAAGGAAAACCUGGCGGUUGAGUGUGAUAUCAGCAGAACUACCUCCCUGCACAAUCAUUGUCCUUGAAGCAGUACGAGUACUUCAUAACGUGCUGAAUCCUCAAUCGGUUGUUGUGGUACGAUCGUUUUUAAAAAUUAUGUUAAUACUUUACUAAAUUAUCUCAGAAGUGUUAAAACAAGACCCUACGUAUAGUUAAAUUCACGAAGGAAAGAUAAUUAAACGCAUUAUUUAAGGAAUCUUAUCUGCCAGUAUUAGAAGAUAUCAAAGCAAGGAGGUUAAGAUGAAUAGGGGAUGUUACUCGAAGCCGUCCAUUAGAAGCAAUCUACAUAAUCAUGAAUAGUCACAGCAGUUGCUAUUAAAUCAUGCAGGAGUUCUGGAUAUAGAUAUAUAUAUAUAUAGAAACCAGAUCCUAGAGAUACAAAGAAAAUAAACAGCAUAAUAAUGUAGAGGUAACUUUGCUUUAGUUAUAUGCUGCUAACUUUGACUUUACACUAAUAAACAUAAAAGAAACGGGUUUAUAAACUCAAGAAUAUAUCCAAAUAACCAUCAAAAUAAAUAAACAUUAACAAUAAAAAUGUUACAUUAAUUUUCUAGUAAAUUUAUGGAUGGGGCGGAGUGGCUGAGCGGGCCAAUGAGUGUGCAACGCACGGCCGCUGUCCGGCAACCCGGAUCAAAUAUAAAUUGAUAAAAUAAAUAUGAGUUCGCGUUCUGGUGCCAGUGGGAAGGGACUUUUAACUCUGGCAUUAAUCCCCCGCUCUCACCCGCUGGCCUAGGAUAACUCCGUAUAGACUAAAACGCGAGGAAAGGGAGGACGAAAAAAAAAAGAAAGCAGUUUUAUGGAGUCUUUAAACGGUAUGUUACGACUAAACUGAAUGAUUUUACUAACGACAGAUAACAGUAUGCAUAUAGCAUCUGCAUAUUUUAUUUGUUAAUCCUUUUGACUUUUAUAAAACUAACAAUUAAUUUAAACAAAAUUAUCUUCAGUUUAAACAGACAUCGAACAACUAUCUAAUGCAUCCCGUUGGGCACCAUUAGGAGGACAACUGAGACACUACAAUGUCCUGGAAGACCAAGAUAAGGAAAGACUAAGGAAAUAGCAGGAUACAAAUGGUUUCUCUUCUGAUAAAUAUCUGUUCUGUCCUUUACGAUUAUUCACCACAAUACAUAUACGAAUGAUUAUCAAUUUGCACACAAUUUUAACUCUUCUAUAAUAUUUUAUACAGUGAAGAUAGGCGUAGACUUUCGAUUUUGAUUGGGGGAGGUAAUGGCAAAAAAAAAAAAUUGCGAAAAUUUUUAUUAUAUGUGAACAUUCAAUAUGUGUGAAGAUCCAUUAGUAUGAAUAUUGCGAAAUAGCAUUUGUGUAGCCUACGCACUUCUCCGAUGGAAUUAUCCCUUUUUAGGCACAUUGUUCUAUCAGUGGUACUUUAUUUUUUAAUAUUUCCAAGUAAACUAUGAUUGUUUGUUUAUUUGAUGUUUAAUAUCAUUAGUUAACGAAUGAAAAAAAAACGAUUAUAUGACCAUUAUUUGUUUAUUUGAUGCGAUCAAUACUAUAUUUAUUAUGGGAUUAUAUAUUAUAUCAAAGUCGAGAUGUGAACGUCACACUAACUUAAAAAUCAAAAUUCAAGUGACAACGAAAUUCAAUUUCAUUCCGGUCUUGGCUGUCCAUUCAGACUAUUAUCGGUUCACUAAUCAAAGGAUGCCCUACAAUACAUUAUUUAAGAGAUUAUGGCUUUUUAAGCUAAAUCUGACCUCUUACUUUUUGUCUCUUUUCUUUUAAAGUGCUUUGAAGUCUUUUCCGCCCCGGCACUGCUUUACAGCUUUGUGUGAAAGUCCCUUUUUCUAAAUUAAACGCAUGAAAAAAUUAUUUCAAAGGGAGAUAAAUGUCGUGUGCCGGUCUUGCUUAAUGUUCUAAUUAGGAAGAGGCAAAAUAAUGCACUUUUUGCAGUAGCUUUAAAUGUACAGACAGAACUGUUGUCAUAUGGAUAUUUUUUUACGAUGUAUGAAGAAUUUAAAGGAUGGGAUUCAGUUAUGGCCAAGAUAUUUGAACAGUUAGAGGAAAUAAAUUCCUUUAAUCCAUGUAAUUUAUUUUUGUUUUUUAUUCAAGUUACUUAUUUCUUAUUUUAGCGAUAUAUGAGUAUAAAAUAAAUUGUUCAUUAUUUUUAUUAAUUAUAUAUUUAAUGGAGUUAGGAAUAGAACUCCUGUAUAACACGUAUAAUAUUAUAUAAUAUUACCAGAACCAUAAUAUUGCUGAGACUAAUAACUAUUCUAGGUUGAAAGGAUCGUGAAUAGAUAAGCAACUUGUUUAGUUUAUUGUGACUGUAAUCUUUGUGGUGGCAAGUUUUAUUUACGGAUGAGUAUUUAAAGGUAUCGUACUAUAGCAUUUUGUUAUUAUGUCUCAAGUUAAUGGAAUAUAAUUCUAAUAAUUUUUAAAAAUUUGCUGGUUUUGCAAGUUAAUAUAAUAGAAAAAUUAUUAGUACAAUAAGGUGUUUAAAAACGUACUGUCUAUUAAUCUAGAAGAGAAAUAAUAACUUCGAAUAAUAUGAAAAAUUUUGAAAUUUCAUCUUCUGCUGCUUUUGGUUUUUGGUUAAUAUUAGUUUGAAAGUUGCUAAAUACACGUUUAAUAUCCUUUACCAUAUCAAUCAUUGGUGGUUCCUAAUUUUUAAGUUAGGAACUUAGGAAGCUAUAGAAAUUCAUUUUUAGAUUUUAUAUUUGAUAUUUUUAACUUAUAAUAUAAAAUAAAACCACACCUUCUUUCAACUUACUUUCUGAUUCUUCAGUCUUUCAUUCUUGACAGGUUCGUCUGUAUUAAUAUCGAUUCCUCUACUUCUCCCUUCUUUCCUCAACUUGCGGGCGUACCACAAGGUAGUGUUUUAAGCCCUCUUCUAUUUUCUAUCUACACAUCUGAUAUAUCUGAGCACCCUAGUACCAUUCUCUAUAGCUUUGCUGACGAUAAGGCAAUACUUUCUUCUCACAAAAAUCCCACUAUCGCUUCAAUAGCCCUUCAAAAUCAUCUGCACGACCUUGAAAAAUGGUUUCACAAAUGGAGAAUUAACAUCAAUCCCAGCAAGUCAACUCAUGUUAGCUUUUCCCUGAGGAAGAUCUCAUGUUCUGCUGUGACAAUGGACAAUAAAUAAACCAGUUCCCUCAAAAACACAUGUACGGUAUUUCGGACAUACUUGGACAAAAAACUCACCUGUAACAUUCACACUAAAUUAAAAAACAAGAACUGACCAGACGAUACAAACAACUUUCACAUCUUUUAGACUACAGAUCUCUACUCAACUUACUAAACAAGCGACUAAUCUACACCACUAUACUAAGACCUAUUUGGACAUACGGAGCAGAACUUUGGGGUUCCGCAAAACACACACACAUAAACAAAAUUCAAACCACACAAUCCAAAAUACUCCGUAAAAUCCUCAAUGCUCCUUGGUUUAUUUCAAAUCACACCAUACACACAGACAUGAACAUACCAAAAGUAAAAUCCUACAUACACAAGAAGUACACAACAUUUCACUCUUCUACUCUCAAAAAUCCACUCGUUCUAUCUCUAUCUUCCUCCCUGUUACCUGGUGAGCCUCAAAGACAAGGCAGUGGCCUAGAAAUCUGCUGAAAAGUUAAGAAAAUAUCAGGAAUUAAAGAAGAUAUAAUUAACGCCAACACAUUUGCUUGAUCCGUUCCAACGCAGUGACAAAUUUAAAAUAACAAAAAUAAAUAAAUAAAUAAUAAUUUUCAGACUUGCGACUUGGAUUCUAGCAGUUUGUUUACUUAGGCAUCUUAGGUUAGCGUUUUUUUUUAUUAGUAUAAGCAUUCUUUGGAGUUGGUUGUGUGUGGACUCCUGCAAUUUACACAAUUUGGUGUAUAUUUCUCAAUAUUUUUGUUCAGGCAUUCAUUGGAAUGGUGUUCACCAAAGCGUUUCAUACAUUUGGGUUUUUUUUAUAUCAAUUGAAAGUAGACAAAUUGUUGUAACCUUCAUGGUGGAAAUAUUGAGUAACUUCUUUUUUUUAUUAGUGUAUUUUUCCCAAGAGACAAUGGCAUUGCACACAUAUUUUUUUUUUAAUCAUAUUUCUUGGUAUUUUUCUUCGAGUGUAAUAAUUUAGAUAGGUAAUCUUGGAAUAUUUCUUCUUUUUUUUCUUUUCUUUUUUUUUAUAAUUUGAUUUACUUUUAUUUCUUUUGGAGUCAAAUCUUUUUUUAAUAAAAUCACAUUCAAAUUUUGAAGGAGCUCUUUUCAUAAAAAUUUUCGAUUUUCGGGAUAUAGGGUUUAAAUGCAUGUCAUUUUUCUAAAAUUUCGUUUGGAGCUUUUUGAAAUCUUCGAAAUUAUAAGUUUAAAAUAUUGUUUUAUUUCUUCUGCAUUCAAUGUUAAUUCCACCUAUUCAGUUAUCAUUAAUUGAUUUUAAUAGCUACAAAUAAUUAUGGAAUGUGUUAUCAAAUACUAUUGCUAGGAAUAAAUGUAUUUGUAUGAUAUUUAUUGAAUCAACUAUAUAUUCUUGAUAUCCUUCGUUAUCUGAUAAUUGUGAAAAACUGUCACUUACAGUUAUGCAUUAGUAACACUAAUUUUUGUAGAAUAACUGCACUGAACUUAUAUAGAUAGGUAUCUAUGAAUUAUUAAGUUUUAUAAUAUAAUUUUUCGCCUAUUUAAUAUUUUUAAUCACCAGAACUAAAAUAUUAAAAAGUUAAUAUGUAAGUUAAUACAAGGUUAAUAUGUAACAUGAGUAUAAGCCACAGGUGAUAAGAAAUGAUUUUUUAGGGCAUCUGAGUAAGAUCAAUACCCUCUGAAAUGAAUUGAUACAAUUGAAACUCUGUGUGAAUAGAAAGAAUGUAAUGUUAAUCAAUAAUUAACGAAAAUUAAUAAAUGAAUGCUUUAUUAUAUAUAUAUAUAUAUAUAUAUAUAUAUAUAUAUAUAUAUAUAUAUAUAUAUAUAUAUAUAUAUUAAAUUAUUUUCCAAAUAUUCGCAUAUAUGUAUAUAUGUAGUGAAAAAUUACUUUAUGUACUGCCCUGGGGUUUUUCUUGACAUGAGUCAGGCUUUUGAUAGAAUAUGGCAAGAUGGUUUAUUACAUAAAUUAAAAACGAUUAUUCCUCCGACGCAUUACUUAAUUUUAUUAUUAUAUCUAAAAGAUAGAUUUUUCCGUGUGAAAACGGGGACUGAGUUGACCUCAAGGCAGUGUUUUGGGUCCAACAUUUACUGGUCAGACAUUCUGAAACACUGUUGGCAACAUUUGCUGAUGACUCGGAAAUAUUAACAUCUAACAAGGACGCAGCUAAGGCUUCUCAGGUACUUCAAGAACACCUAGACGACAUAGCUUGUUGGGCUAAAAGGUGAAGGAUAAAAGUGAACGAGUCUAAGAGCCAAUUUGUUUCAUUUCCACUUAGACAUGACUCUUGUCCUCCAGUGUUCAUAAAUAAUAUCAAUCUGUCAACUUCAAAAACUGUACAAUAUUUGGGUCUCCACUUGGGCAAACUACUGACAUGGACAUACCACAUAAAACAAAAAAGAAAAAAACUCAAUCAGUGAUACUGACUUCUUUCUAAGCUACUUGACAGACGUUCUAAAUUAUCUUUGACUAAUAAAUUAACUAUUUACAAAGUCCUCAUUAAACCACUUUGGACAUAUGGAAUCGAACUAUGGGGAACAGCAAAGAAAUCAAAUAUAAAAAUCAUCCAGUCAUUCCAGUCAAAAGUCCUUCGGAAAAUUGUCGACGCACCAUUUUAUGUUUCAAACCUUACGUUACGCACUGACGUCAACACUCAACAUUACGGCCACUGACCGCUUUAAUAAUUUUUAUGACAGACUGACUCUAAAUUCAAACCAACUUACUCAAGCUCUAAGGAUUGCUACAAAUCCAUAUAAUCCGCCCAGAAGACUGCUGAGGCGCUGGCCAAGAGACUUUUUGCAUUGAGUUACUUGCUGUAUUAUCUCUUUUUUGUGUGUUAUUAUUUUAUUAUGUGUUAUUUUAUUAGUUUUUUUUUUUGUCUUUUUGUUUUGUUAUUACUAUUCUUUCUUUUUUUAUGCUAUCAUUUAUUCUCCUUGAUAUCAUAUUUGCUGAAUACCUAGGUAGAUGGUACAUUUAUUGUGAGCCAGGAAUAUGUGCAACUAAUAAAUAAUAAUAAUAUGUUUUUAUGCAUUAUAUAUAUAUAUAUAUAUAUAUAUAUAUAUAUAUAUAUAUAUAUAUAUAUAUAAUAUAUAUAUAUAUAUUAAAUAAAACAUUCACAAACCGACGUUUCGGUGAUUUCCUCUUCUUUAGUGUCCUCUCCUUGAUGUGACAGAAUGUGAUAUUUCUAAAUAAACAAAUAUAUAAUAUAUAAAUUCAAGUGUUAUUAAAUUAUAAACAACGUUAUUUACAGCUCUGAAUUUCCAUUGGCAUUAUUUAAAAAUUUAUCAAGAUUAUAAAGCUACUUCAGGAUGCAAAUUCGAUUAUUCGUGCUUGACCACAACCACGGAAGCAACUACCUUAGUAACCAAAUCACCUCCAAAACUAUCAAAAUGAAAAUCAACGCAAAUCCGAUUUGAGGCUAAACCGCGCCAAGGUAGAAUGUAAUUUGUAGGAGUUCCACAUGAAAAGAGAUUAAAAGGGGAUUUUUAAUUUUGUUUCAUUACUGGAGGUUAGACUAAGUUCAGGAGUUCAGCUAGCGGUAUUGUGAGGGGAAAUAACUUUAUUUAUAGAAUAAGGGCAAUUCCAUUUCAAUUCAUUUAGCUAAAAAUUAAAAUGAAAACCAUGUUCUCACUUAUUUAUAAUUAUUUUGUUUCUUUUCUAUGCUUAGUAUUUUAACUAUCAGCCGAUCAAAAUUUUUUUUUUUCUUAAAUACUUUUCGUGUUUAGGGUUCUUCAUUUGUAUAAGGUUCUUCCCUUAAUACUAUUAAAGAUUGAAUAUUGAAUUGAAUACUUUUCGUGUUUAUAAAUGUCGUGCGUAUAAAUUUUCCAAUGACUGAAAACGAAGUUUUUUUUACUACCGACAGCUAUGGUUUUAAUUACUUAGUAUAAGUAAAAACUUCAUAACUUUGGCAAUUUUCAUCAUAUCACAGUGAUUGUAUCACUUACAUGUUUAAAAAGAUCUUUAAAAUAAGACGAAACUGUUUUUAGCAAUAUAUAUAUAUAUAUAUAUAUAUAUAUAUAUAUAUAUAUAUAUAUAAGAAGAUGGAGAAAGCUCGCUCGAGACAGAGGAGAGUGGCGAAGGAUCAUAAGAGAGGCCUAGGGUUCUGACAGGACCAUAGCGCCUGGAAUAAAUAAAUAAAUAAAUAUAUAUAUAUAUAAUAUAUAGUAUAUAUAUACAGGACUGUAUGAAUGCCCUAUUGAAGAACAAUACUUUCUUGAUACCGUCUGCAAAUAGAGAAACGGAAAACGACAUUCUUUGAAAUAAAAGAAUGAAUUAGGACGAGUCAUAUCGUAAUUACAAAUUUUAAAAAUUUUAUGGCAAGGUGCAUGUUUGCAGGUUCUUGAAAAUGGCUCCUGAAGCCGAAACGUUGGAAUCAACAUACAUGUAAUAUAUAAAAAAACUGUGUUUUUUUGGUGACCUAUGGCCUAUAAUAGACAUAUGUUAGAUUAUGAGAAAAUGGCACCAAACCCGAAGGAUGGGACUAGAAAAUUAAAUAUAUAUAUAUAUUCUUUUUUUUUUUGUUUUCGGUUGGAGCUACAGACUAUGAAGAUCUUUGACCGCGAGUGUGGUUUCCUAGACCACACCCCGAUUCCCGAUUUAAAGUGCGGGGUAGAGUUAUCAAGUCUACGUCUGGUCGGUGUGAGUUGCCUCCAGUAGACUGACGGGCCUCAAGUAUCCUCGGAGGAGCGGGGUAUCUCGGUCAGGCAUUCCUUGGUGGACGGUCACCUAUCUAAGUGCUACUAGCCAAGCUCGGCGUUUUUUAACUUUAAUUAGCCAGCAAGGCUACCCCAGCCCCUUAUAUACAGAUAUAUAUUUAUAUAAUUCUACAAUCAUUAAUAGCGCAUGCUUGGGCUUCAUAAAUAUUUUAAGGUAAAACGUAGAUUUAAAAAAUAAAAUUUAAGGUUAUAAUGGUGUUAAGAUAUUUAGCUACGCCGUAGACCAGUUACACGUGGCUACUUUAACCUCACAUGUUAUGGAUUCCUCCCCUUUAUUGUAGAUCUUCUCCAAGGGUGGAGUCCGUUUGCUUCUGCGCCUCCUCUGUCCGGUGCCUUCACGGGAGACCCUACAGUAUGCAAAUCAAACGAGAUAGGGCAGCACCCACGUGACGGAAUUGAACUAUGAAUCACUGGCCCGUCACUAACUCUCUCUCUCUCUGUAGAUCUUACCCGGAAUAAUCAUAUAAUCUUUUUUUUUUUCUUCAUUUCUUCGCCAUUUCUUGAGGGAGAGAAGUGCCUAGCGGUCAAGAUUUUAGUAUAUUUUUAAGCGAGGAAAUCCCUCAUACGCUUCUUUAGUUCUUUUUCGGGCAUAUUAAUCGUAGCCAUGCUUGUAUGAGUGUGUUAGUAUGGCCAUGUAAGUUAUUGUGAAAUAUUUUGUAGUGUGUUCGUAUAUGGUCGUUAACUGAUUAGAUAUUUACGUAAAGUAACAUUUGUGAAGUACCAUGGAGCUUCAUUACAUGGGUCGUUUUGGCUGUUCCGUAUAUUUGUGAAGCGUAGGUCCAUAUAGGAAAAAUCCUCUUAGGUUUAAAAUGAAGCCCUUUAAGCCACAUUCUUUCAGAUGCUUGAGCGGUAUCCAGAAAUAUUCCUGUUGCAUACAAUUUCUGCACUAAUGGCGUUGCACUGUAAUAAUAUAAUGAAUUAAGAAAAGAAUGAAUAAGUUUUUUUUUUUUAAUUUUUCCCAAAACUAAGCCAAAGGUAUGCCAAAGAGGGAUUAGUUAAAUAAACGAUUGCUGGAAAAUUUACAGUUUUUAUAUAUAAAAUAGAUCAUAUUCAAUAGCAUUAGUAAACUUCUAUCUCUUUUCAUGAGUAAAAUAUAGCAUACAUUUUAGGAUUUUAUAUUAGCUAUGUGAAUUUAACUCUUGUCCUAUUUACACACUCUAAUUGUCUUUCCCAGGUAGCCAAGAGCAUCCUAUGGAGGAAAUGCUGGAGAAGAUGAAAGAGGUGGACAAAGUUGGGAGGCGCCGCUCCAGAGCCACGCAGUCUUCCGAGGAUAUGCCCGUCUUCGACAAUACCCUCAAUACCAACGUCACAGCUGAGCUCGGGUCAACCGUUUACCUGUCCUGCAGAGUCACUAAUCUCAAGAACAUGACGGUGAAUAUUUGUUUUGGGUUCUAACAGAAAAGGCUUCCCCUAAUCUAAGAGAUUAGAACAAUAAGAAAUGAUAAAACGCUCGCAGAAAAAUCUUAAUACAUUAAUAAAAAGAUUGUUAAAAUAUAUACAGAAAUCAAAGCUGAAUGAGUGUAAUAACAAAAUGCUGCAAAUUAUUUCACAAUGGUUUAUUAUUUCCAAACAAUAAUACAUCUAAAGUAACAUUACCUUCCUAGUUAUAAAGAAAAAUAAAUAAAAGGUGAUUCCAAUUAUUACACUGAACUUUUUUUUUAAUCAUUAGUAAUAAGCUAAAAAAAAAAUAAAAUAGCAUUACUUCAGUAACACAUUCAAAAUUUAAAAAAACCGGAGACCAUAUCUUUGCUCCGAAUUGUCCGAUUUUAACGACUUUUUUUUUAUUUUUUAGGAAAUUUCGUAAACUUUUAAACAACUAUACUAACGAACCACAAUAAAACUAAAUUAACAAUACCUACAGAAAAAUGUAAACUGUUUGAGUUAUUGAGAAUUUAAUUUUACCAUGCCACGUAACUUUUUUUCCAGCUUCUUUUCAUUGAAGUAUGUUAUAUAGAUAAAUUUAAAGUGCGUCGAUAGAAUGACUUUAGCGAAGUUUCAUUGGAAUCGGUACAUUUGUUUAGGAGCUAUAGUCUAUAGCAACGCAGGUUUUUCGGCCGCCAUUUUGAAAAUAAAAGGCGGAUAGUAAUGUCGAUGAAGGAGGAUCAUCCUUGGAUGACCUCUGAUUUUAUAUCAAAAUUAUAAAGAAAUUGGUCCAGUAGUUUUUUUUUUUUAUUCGAUUUUCGAAUUCUACGCAUCGUGAAACCUGAAACCUCAAAUUUUGAGAGGUGGUUAAGUUUUUGAAUUUUUUGGUCGAUCACAAUGGUUGAUUAUUGAAAAUAAUAAACCAAAAUUAUAACAAUACUCAUUUAAUUUUUUAUAAAAUACAUAAAUAACUCUAUCUGUCAUAGAAAAAAGUUCUUGAAUGUCUUCAUAAACUCUUUUCUAAAUUAACUUGUUUUUUGCUCUUUUUUUUUUCUCUAAAUUCACUUCUAUUCUUUUUAUUUAUUUUUUUCUGAAUUGUCGCUAAUAAACAGUGCAUGUUUCAAACACUGUAAAGUAUGGGUUAUCCCAAAUAUUUUUAUUAUAUUGUUUUCAUCUUUUACGAGAUCCAUUUGUAUUUUUCAGUCAGAUCUAAUCUUUCUUUUAGAAAUCUCUCUUUCUUCUUCCGCAGUAUGGAAAGCGGAGAAGCCUACUUGACAUUUUUCAUUAUUCAAAAACAGAUGCGUUUAAUAAUUUAUUACAUCGCUAACUUAUGUAGUUUGUUAAAAAAAAAAAUUACACAGGAACAAUUACACCCAAGUACUGUGCACCAAUCACUAGGAUCUUUAAGGUUCAUACGAAAUAUCUGGAGAACCCCAAACGAGAAACUUUUUUUUUUAUUUACACUUAUUGCUUUGUUUCAUUUUCAUUUUCGGAUAAGAAACCACUUGAAUACCGACUACCCGAGAGCCCCGAAGUUUCUUUUAUUGUGCCGAAGAAUCUUAAAGGAGAGAAACAAAUAAAGAAAGAAGGGACUAGCGGGAAGGUAGUUAUCUAGACGGGAGCCGAAGCCCUAAUGGUCCUUCGUUAGCCUUGCUAUCUCACGGAAGAUCCCUUAAGAGCCAAGUAAAUACUGACUAAAUGGAUGGCUCCUUUAGAUCUGCCUGGGGAGUCAAAGCAGCUCUUCUGAAAGAGUUCUUCAACCGAGGGUUCUUAUUAUACUACCUUACGCUCCGCCCUCCCCCCCUUCUUUCUUCCCCACCUUUUCUGAUUCCUCUUCAAAUUCAUUUUAAGCCAAAAAUAAUUUAUAAAGUUCAUCUGCUCCCAGUGGCGUGGAUAAUGCCCAUGCGGUGCAACCCUUAAGAUGAGCAGUGCAUAAACGGACAUUCUAGAAAACUUUUCAACUAAACGAAGAAAAAUAUGUAUAUAUUUAUACAGUGAAUACUUGAUGGUUGACCGUGGUAUAUUAUUGAGUAAGAAAAUGGUCCGGUUGGCGGUCAUAAAUAGACUAAAUUAGUAACAAACUAUUCAUUUAAAGCCAACGUUUCGACCUGACUUUGCAGGUCUUCUUCUUUACCAGAACGAACAAGAAACAAAAUCCUUAAGAACAAUGUGGCAGUUACAUAACGCUCAGAUACAAAAUAUAAACAAUGUGAAUAAACUUAUUAAAAUUACACACACUUAGAAUAGCAAAUACGAAGAAAUAUUAACAACAAUAAACUACAUAAACAGAGUAAACGAAAUAUAACUAUAUAACAAGACCCUAAACUAAAGUAAAUAAAUAAUAACAAUUAUUGUAGAUUAUUGGAAAUAUAGAAUAAGGACGAUCGAUAAUAUGCGGAACAAUGGAUAUAAUCCUACAGAUCUCAAGGAGAGAAUGGAAGAAAAAGAAAAAUAAUAAAAAAGAAGUAAUAAUGGACAUAAAGGGUGUGUGAAAUAAACCAAAAAAAAAAAAAAUAUGCAGUUGAGAGUUUCGGUUGAAACUGAGGAAACAUGAGGGGAGAGGGAAAAAACAUAUGAGAAAUUAUAUUUAAUAUGGUGGGCACCUUGAUUAUAAUUGGUUUUGUCACGCUUUGUUUUCAAAAACUAUUUAAAUAGUUAUAAUACAAAUUCAGUUUUUACCAAUUUUAUAGCGGAAUCUCUCUGAUUAUUCACGUGAUACAGUUAAGUGUAUAUCAGAGCAGUUGAUAUUUACUGUUGGCAUCUUUUUUUUUGUUAUUUUAAGAAAAAAAAAAAAAAAAAAAUUUUUUUUUUUAUUUAUUUUUUUUUUUUUCUCUUAUGAUAUGCGGUAUGAUCAGCAAGUGAUGGCCAGUAAGGUGCCCAAGAGGUCUCGGUCAGACGGAGUUAGCUCACCAGCCAAACAAAGGACUCGUCGCUGCCUACGAGAAAUACCUCCAGUGACCAAAAUGAACACUUCAGAACCAGAACCUCAGCCCCAACCAGGUACGUCUGCACAAGAAACGAUUGAAGAAUCACCUUUCUUUACUCCAAACCCCUACCAAGUGCUUCAAAAUGACAGAGAAGUAAUGGAGUCUGCAGCAAUACCCAGAGAACCAAAGCCUCCUCCGAUAUUUGUGAAAAAUAUAAAAAAUUUCCAGAUGUUCUGCACCCAACUAAAUAAAAUCUGCUCUGGCAGUUAUUCAUGCCUUAACAGGACCAAUGACACCAAAAUAACACCUGAUUCUGCAGAAGCCUACCGAAAAAUAGUGAAGUACUUAUCAGAAACAAAUGCGAAUUUUCACACUUACCAGCUGAGGCAGGAAAGAGCUUUACGAGUAGUGAUAAGAAAUUUACAUUCCUCAACCCCCACUGAAGUUAUUAAAGAAGAACUAACGACGCUUGGUUUCAAUGUACGCCAGGUAACAAACGUUUUGAAGGAGGACAGGGAGCAGCCAGGAUUACGAAAUAGGAUCCCACUACCAUUGUUUUUCGUGGACUUGGAGCCAUCACCAGGUAUCGAAAAAAUAUAUGAUAUCACAAGAAUAUACUACACAAUGGUGAAAGUUGAGAAGCCAUAUCCCAAGAGAGACAUCGUGCAGUGCCAUAAUUGUCAGACCUAUGGCCACACGAAGACAUAUUGCCACCAUCUGCCGCGUUGCGUGAAGUGCGGUGAACAGCACAAAUCUGUAGAGUGCACCAAACCUAUACAAGAUCCAGCAGUAUGUGCCCUAUGCUUGGAGGAACACCCGGCCAACUACAAAGGCUGCCAAAUUUACAAGAAUCUCAAAACCAGACACCAGAAAAACCGGAUUCAAGAUGAAGCACUAAGAACAAGAAGAGAGAGAGAGCCUUCCAGAAUUGUAAACAAUGAUGUAUCAUUCUCCCAACUACUUAGAGGUAAGACUUUAACCGAUAAAUGUCAAGCCCUGCCACAACAACCUCAAACCCAACCUCAAAAUCCUCUUCAUCCUAAUAUACCUGACCACCAACAACAAAUUCCUCAUAUUCCUCCUCCUUCAAAUGCAACAGAUCUCACAAGUUUGUUAGCAUCUUUCCUCACCGAUUUCAAAUCCCUUGUUACUCCACUCAUAUCACUCCUCACGAAUCUCGUAUCUCACCUCAUCCCUCCUCUGAAAAAUCCUUAAAUGACUCACAUCCCUAAACCCAUAUCCAUUCUCCUUUGGAAUGCGAAUGGUGUUAGAAAUCAUACAGACGAACUAUCUACUUUACUACUUGACAAGAACAUUGAUGUGGCACUAAUUACUGAAACUCGACUAACCACUAAACAGCACUUCAAUAUACCACAAUACCUGACAUAUCGUACUGACCACCCUGACGGAAAAGCACAUGCCGGUACUGCUGUAAUUGUACACCAAUCCCUCUCCCAUCACGUACUCCCAUUACCAAUACAUGAUUUCCUACAGUCCACCGCUAUCGUGAUAAAAACCUUCUCCUUUCCGGUCACUCUUGCAUCAGCGUAUUGCCCUCCUAACCGAUCCAUAUCCAAUGCCCAAUUCAGUUCUCUCCUCGACUCCUUAGGACAUCACUUCAUCUUGGGUGCAGACCUAAAUGCCAAGCACCAACAAUGGGGUUCCAGAACCACGAAUUCUCGUGGCCGAACCCUGCUGUCUGCACUCAAUUCCCAACGUUUUCACCUCCUUUCCCCCAACUCUCCUACCUACUGGCCCACAGAUCCCAACCGUAAUCCUGAUCUUCUUGAUUUCUUUAUCCACAGCGGCUUAAGUCCCCUCAAUUGUUCCAUUACACGUCUAAAUGAACUUUCCUCUGACCAUAGUCCUCUAAUCCUUAAUGUUUCACUUGAACCUGUUCCCAAACCUUCUCCACCGUCAUUCAUUAGGGGCCCAGUAAGCUGGGACCUUUUCCGCCAAAUAAUCUCCGAUAAUAUUGAUCUCAACAUAUCCCUCAAAACUCCCGAUGACCUUGAUAGUGCCGUAAAUUCCUUUACUACCACAAUCCAACAAGCCGCCUGGACUGCCUCCUUCCCUAAAGACUCCUCCAGAAUUCCUAAAAAGACCAUUCUACCCCAACACCUCCUUGACCUAAUCCACACCAAACGCCGUGCCAGAUUAUUGUGGCAACGUACCCGACAUCCUGCCGACCGCUGCUCCUAUAAUUAUUACUGCAAAAAAUUAAAACUGGAAUUAGCCACCUUCAGAUCACAUUCCUUCAACUCCUACCUAUCCUCCCUCUCUUCUCGCGACAAUUCCCUUUGGAAAACCACAACCAAAAUCCUAAAUCCUCACCGCAUUUCCCAUCCCCUCCGACGAGAUGAUGGCUCCUGGGCAGCAUCUGACGAAGAUAAGGCUGAGGAGUUCGCCAUUCACCUAUCCAAUACAUUUAUUUCACAUCCGGAAUCCCAUCCUGCCCACACCAUAACAGUAGAAGAACUCCUUACAUCACCAAUCCCACUUUCCUUGCCCCCAAAAGCUAUUCAUCCUUCCGAAGUGAAAUUUCAAUUAAAAAAACUAAUCCCCCGUAAAGCUCCUGGACAUGAUCUCCUUACCCCUCAAAUCCUUCGACAACUUCCAUCCAAAGCAGUCAUAUUCCUUACAUAUAUCUACAAUUGUAUCCUACGCACCACCCACUUCCCUCUGCUAUGGAAACACUCCACUAUUAUCCUUUUCCCAAAACCAGGCAAACCUCCCAAUAUCUCAACAUCCUAUAGACCAAUUAGCCUACUCCCAAUCCUUUCAAAAAUUUUUGAAAAGAUCCUGUUGAAACGAAUCCUACCCAUUAUAGAAUCCCAAAAUAUUCCUUCCCAUCAGUUUGGUUUUCGCUCCCAACAUUCUACUGUUCAACAAGGACUCCGAGUUGUUGAUCAUAUUUCCUCAGCUCUAGAAAACAAGGAAUACUGCUCGGGUGCAUUUCUGGACAUUGCACAGGCAUUUGACCGGGUAUGGCACUCCGGACUGCUCUUCAAGCUUAAAAUCCAUUUACCUCAGUCCUUGUACCUAGUCCUCCGAUCCUACCUCUCUGACCGCUCCUUCCGAGUUCGCUGUGGAACAGAAUUUUCCAAUAUCUACUCCGUUAAAGUCGGUGUUCCCCAAGGCAGCGUCUUGGGUCCCGUGCUUUACAUCCUCUUUACUGCUGACAUCCCUGUUCAUCCCGAUACUUUUCUUGCAACAUUCGCUGACGACACCGCAAUCUUAUCAUCCAACUCUGAUCCCAACAUAGCAUCCUUAAAUCUCCAAAACCACCUCACCUUGAUUGAGCACUGGUGUAAUAACUGGCGCAUUAAAGUUAAUGAAUCUAAAUGCCAACAUAUUACCUUUACACUCCGACGCAGCUCCUGUCCACCAGUACACUUUAAUUCCAUCCAGCUUCCUUACUCAGACACAGUCCGGUAUCUUGGUUUUCAUUUAGACCGAAGACUAACGUGGAACCCACAUACUAGACUCAAAAGACAAGAACUCAACCGACGAUACGGCCAGCUAUACAGACUACUAAACAGAAAAUCCAAACUUUCUAUUGAAAACAAAUUACUUAUCUACAAGACAAUACUGAAACCUAUAUGGACAUACGGACUUGAACUGUGGGGGACAGCAAAAGCUUCUAACAUCAAACGUAUUCAAUCCUUUCAAUCUAAAGUCCUUCGAACAAUAGUUGAUGCUCCGUUCUAUGUAAAUAACAAAAUCCUACACCAUGACCUUAAUAUCCCAUUUGUCCUAGACCUUAUUCCAGAAAAAUUCUCCAAAUUUCACCAGAACCUUACCUAUCAUCCAAAUCCCCUUGCACAAUCUCUAUCCAGCAACACCCAUCCUUACAAUCCUCCUCGAAGGUUGAAGCGGCAGUGGCCCAGAGACCUUCUGUAAAUAAGCAUCUAUUGGAGUUUUGGCAAUGGCCAGAUCCUCCACUCAAGCCCGAGUGUGUAUGAUUAGGUUAGUUCUUUUGUUUAUAUACAUUUAUUUUAUUUAUUGUAUUUAUUUUUAUUUUAUUUUAUUGUAUUUAUUUUAAUUUUAUUUUAUUGUAUUUAUUAUUAUUAAGUUUCUGUAUUAUUAUUAUUAUUUUUUUUUUAUUUAUUGUAAAUAGAGUGUGAGUGUGUUCUCUGAACACUAUUACAAAUGUCCUUGAUGUGACAGAAUGUGAUAUUUCUAAAUAAACAAAUAUAAUAAAUAAUACAAAUUACUAAUUAUAAAAAUAUAGUUCGAUUGAAACUUCUACAAGUCAUCAACCUCGAAAUGUUAGACUGAUUUGAUUGCCGAACCGAAACCAAUUAGUCUGUUGUUUAGGCCCCCUUUUAUCAAAUCAUUAACAUCCACCUAAAACUUCAUGAAUGGCCUUACCAUAGCCCGCAACCAACAAUUUUUUUAUUUUCAAAAAUUCUCAAAAAUGGGACCUUUUCAAAAUAUUCAUUCGGUUUCCACUUGAAUCGUAAGAUAAUUUUAUCAUAAAAUCGAAAGAAAAAAAAAUUGAAUUACAAAAAUAUUACAUAUUAUAAAUAUCAAAGUGCAUUUCCAAAAGUAAAUCCUACAUUAUUUUCGUAAUUGUGGAUUAAUGGUUGAUUGCAGCGCAUAAUUGAAGAGAAGAAUGGUUGGGAUGAUCAGUCAAAAAAUAAAUAAAUAUAUUUAUUUAUUUCUACUUUUUUAUUUCAAACUGAUCAUCCCUAUGGCUAUUCUCUUCAGCUAAAUCAUUUUUCUUAGUUCUGACUCUUUAUUUAAUACGUUAUUGAAAAAUAUAAAUAAAAUAUUUAGUUGAGGAGAGUAUCGGUUGGGGUGAUCAGUUUAAAAUAAAAAAUAAAUAAAUAUAUAUAUUUUCUUUUUGUAGUUCUGACAUUUUAUUUAAUAUUUUAUUGAAAAAUAUAAAUAAAGAAUUUAGUUGAAGAGAAUAUCGGUUGGGGUGAUCAGUUUAAAAUAAAAAAAAAUAAAUAUAUAUAUUUUAUUUUUGUAGUUCUGACUUUUUAUUUAAUUUUUUAUUGAAAAAUAUAUAAAUUUUCUUUCUUUAAUGUUAUCAACCAUUUCUAUUAGUCCCUGCCUGUAAUAAUCUGAGAUAUUAAAAUAUUUUCCACACAAAUCAUACAGAUCCAGUAGUCAAUCAUAGCUAUAAAUUUAGCCAUCAAUUUAUACUCAGUGAGUGGUACCAACUCCUUUUUAUCAAAUUAUUAAAAUCCGCCAAAAACUUCAUGAAUUGUUUCAUCUUGUUGUAACCUACAAAUUUUUUAUCUUCUAAAAUUCUCAGAAAUUGCAUUUACUCAUUAAAGUAAUUAAUUUAAUUAGGAACUAAAAACUCUUGAAUACCCCUUUGCUUUUCCCUUGAAUCGUGAGAUUAUUUGAUCACAAAAUCGAAAAAAAAAGGUGUCCAACAAAUAUAUUGAGCCGUCUGGCCCAUAUAACUGUCUAUUCUGUCAUUUUUGGGAUGGAGAUCACUCCAAACGGCCCAAUAUUUUUGUAGGCCACUUUUAUUCUUGAUUUCGUAAUCAAAUUAUUCUCAUAUUCAAUUGAAAGCAAUAGGUGCUCAUGAUUUUUAAUGCCUUUUUAAAUGAACAGUUUGCCGAUCUCCAGAUUGAAAACGUCCCAAUUCCGAGAAUUUUCGUAAAUAAAAAAGUAGUAGGUUACAAUGAAGUGAAGAUAUUCACGAAGUUUUAGGCGGAUGUUAAUAAUUUGAUAAAAAGGGGUCGGUACUAUGUACUAAGGUAUAUAUGAUACCCUCGGUCAUUCGCUCGAUUGAUAUUAUGUUCAUGUAAAUGUAAAUUUUAUGUCUUAAGCACAAAGGUAUUAAGGAAUAUUACUUAUAUGUUUUGCAUUAUUCCGUAAAUAUAAUUAUUUAACCUUUAUAAUUAUAUUAUAUAGUCCAUCAUAAUGAAAGAACACAAAUUAAAUAAAACCAAUGUAAUUUGCAUUUUAUUCAUAGCAAUUAUUUUUUAAUAGAGUAUAAAAAUAAUGUGUGAAAUCUCUUUAAAACAGAUUUUUGCACAAAUUUCUAGACAACAAAAUCAUAUUUCUCUGAAUAAUUGCGCUGUAUUAAGUAUGUAGAGAAGGGAAUUUGAAAAAUGUUAUGGGGUCAAAUACUUGGGGCUAAAUAUUUGACGCAAGAGGGAAAUUUACUCAAAUAUUUUUAGAUAAAAGAAGAAAUUUUCAUUUUUCAUUAUUGUCAUUAUUUAUUUCUCUCUUUUUUUUUUCUUUAGAAAGAGAUUUUGCCAACAUAUUCGAGGAAGCUUAAUGUAUUUUCAUUUUCACUUACCUAUAUAUUUAAUAUAUUGUAAGGGAAGGUAUUAAGAUCGUGAAAAUUAUAGUUUUUAACAGAAAAAUAUGUUUUGGAAUCACCUAAGUCCAAAUAACCAAGUCCCGAAAAAUGGUCUAUGUAUGUGUGCGUGAGGGAACAGCCUAACUCAAAAACGAAAAGUCGUAUGAAACUGAAAUUGCGUAUUUAAUAUUUAUACCUGGUUCAUAUUUUACAGCAACUUUUUCAUUGAAAUAGGCUAACUGAAAGUGGUAAUGUCGGUUGAUCGGGGUCCGGUCAAAUAAAUACUAAAUUAAACAAAUAGUAUUUGUCACCCAUUGCAUUGUCACCCACUAUAUCUCUGAGAUCAUCUUUUUAUUUCUGUAUCAGACAACUUCUUCUUAUUUUAUAUCUACUUAUAUUCAUUUAUUUUAUAUUCACCAUGUUUUGUAUCUUUUGUAGCCCUGAUGAAGACCUGCAAAUUGGGUCGAAACGUCGGCAAAAAUUAAAUAAUUACUAUUUGUUUAAUUUAGUAUUUAUUGACCGCACCCCCGGAUCAACUCCUUCUCAUAUAAUAUCUAAGGUCAACCAUCUCUACAUCAUUAAAAAUAUAAUUAUAAUUAUGAAAUUAUGACUAUGAAAAACAUACGAUAAUAGAAUGUUUCAAAAAAUAUGUUGUCAUAUCUGUGAUUUUUUGUUUUUCUUCCCUUUGUCUGAAAAUAUUUAUUUCUCCUGUGAGAAGAGUAAGUGAAAGUUGUAUGAUGCGCGCACCGCGAUAGGUUUUUUUAUUAUAUAGAAAGUCAAUUCCUCCAUCUUAUGUUACAUUUUAUUUACUUAUUUCCAUUCUACACCGCCGCUUGUUCAUUCACCGACAUGCUUAUGCGAAUUAUUUUCACGAAAAUUUGAAUAAAUUGAAAACUGGAUUUAACAAGUGAUAAUAUCUAAAUGAAAUUCUACCACGGAAAACUCAAAUUAACUAACCACAUCUAAGGCAAGGAAGGCUACUAACCUCUUUUGAUUAAAUCAAACCACAUCAGACUCAAAAAAAAAAAAUACAAAACCUCACGACAAAUACGUGACACAUAUGAAACUACAGUAGGAAAACGACAUUGAACAUAACUUCUAAAAAAAAAACAAUGUUCGGUAUUAAUAGAUGUUUUUAUUAUUGUCAUAAACUAAUAAACUAUUACCAUAAAUUCAACAUUAAUUUUUGAUCUUAGGUAGGAUGGAUUCGUAUGAAAGACAAGCAUGUCCUCACCUAUGGGAUAUACAGUUUCGCCCACGACCAGAGGUUCCAGAUUAGACACAGAGAGGAUCCGGAUGACUGGAAACUAUUGAUCAAGCAUGUCAUGAAGAAGGAUGAAGGACCUUACAGAUGUCAGGUGAAUAGAGUAUAAUGAAUAUUGAGGUGUAGGGUGCGAUCCAUUAAUUAAAAAAAAAAAACUUCAGAUCGUAUUUUCACUCUAAGGAAAGGGAAGGUUAUGCACAUAUAUAUUGAUCGAUUUUUAAUUUAGUGACUUAAAUCAGGGAUCUCCAAACUUCUUAGGUUGCGAAAAUAAUGAUAACACUUUUAAGUCUCAAGACUUGGCUUCGUAGCACUCUAGCAAAGGCGCUCUUCCUAGAAAGACGUACCAGUAAAGAAGGAGCGGUGAAGGAAUAUUGCCAAGUAAUAAAUCGCCUUAUGCCAGCAGAAAGGGUGAGUGACUUUGUUUUUACAAUGCAUAUUCCUCACUAGUGCAUUGAUACAGACCACUAAAAAAAAAAAAAUUCUUAUGUUGCCUCAUGUUAAACUUAGUAAAAAUCCUGGUAUACUUAGUAAAAAUAAAAUUUCUAAACUUACUUAUUUUCCUAAACAAUGAGUGAGGCUUCAGCUGAGAAUUAAGCUCUCUAAGAAAAAAAAAACACCCAAAACAAAUGUUGUGCCAACCUCCUGUGUGAGUAAUGUGCUAAAUUUCAUAAUUUUUAAAAAUUCUAUUAUGUAAUCAAAGAAACUUUUUUGGGCCGGAUUGUAGGUGCUUGAUGUGACUCGUUUUAUAAUAAUCAAAAAGUAAAUUAUAAAUGUUAAUGCCCGUUAUAGCUAUUCACGAUACAGCUAAUGAAAAAAUAGCUAUACUCGGUGAAUAUUGAUUUCUAGAAUUCCUUAGUUGUCCUUAGAUAGGUAUUUGGACAAUAAUAAUGCUUUAUCUCGAAGUGAUAUAUUUUUAAUGUUUAACACUCAAGGCCCGUAACAACACCUAAGGAUGUUUUCUUUUGUACAUCCUUUUAAUGUUGGUAGAAUUAAGUUAUGCAGUGUUAGAUACAAAUGUUAAGGGACGUAGUUAUAAAAAUGUUUAAUGUUUUUUUUGUUUUUUUUUUACCAUAGAUAAAUUAAAGUCAUGUUUAAUACAAUUCCAAAGAAAAAAUAUUAACUAUUUGAAACCUUUAUCAACUAAAGUAAUAGCUAUAGCAGUUAGUAGUUAUACCCUUGUAAAUAAAGGGAUUCUGACAUGCAAUUUGGCCUGUCUAAGUGCUGGUUCAGCCUUCCUAAUGCCUCCUAUCAGGCUUAGCACACGGUCUGAUCCGAGUCCUGCACACCUGUAAUCCAAGCCGUUCUUAGUGCUGAUUACAACUAACUCUCGGAUCUAUUCACUCCUUAAGAGUAUAUCAACGCAACUGUUAGUUAAUAGCACUAGCUUCAAUAUGAAAAGUAAUUAAUAUGGGGUUUGGUUUUCGAAAUGAGCUUACGCAAAUACAUAGCUGUAUUUGAACGGACUGUAGGGCAAUGGCUUGUUAUUCGAGAAUAGGCGACUUAACGAUCUUAGUUGAGAACUAUAUCAUCACCGCAGAGCGGGUCCUUUGUAUUCGAUAUCGAUUUAUAUUAACAAAGCACUGACUGGCCAUAACUAUCUGAUCACAAACCAAUCACUUUAUAAGUUAAUAAUACUCCUGAUUAAAUCCCAGACCGUUUGAAGCGGCAAGGCCUCAAAUAGGAACAGGCGUUCUGGUCAACAUAGCCCGACCUGAACUCAGGCUUUUAGGAGUUGAUCAAAGGCUAGCGUUGGGGGGAGGGAGUUUAGAGGAACAAGUUGUCUAAUGGGUCCCACAAAUCAGCAAUAAAUAUGUUCGUACAACAUUAUCAAUAUAUAUAUACAACAUUAUCAUCAAUUUAUGAAAACCAAUAUCCAGUACAACCUCAUUUGAAUCGUAGAUAAUAAUGACAAACGUUUUUUCAACUAUUUAUUAAGAAAUACUUUAAACUGAAAAAGUCACACUGCGUUUGUUCCAUGCACUCAAGAAUAAUGCCCGAAACGACCUAUGAUGAAUAUCUCGAACUAAUGAUCGUGUGAGAGUAUAUUUUGGAUGUAUAUAUAUAUAUAUAUAUAUAUAUAUAUAUAUAUAUAUAUAUAUAUAUUGUUAUUCAAUAAAGAUGAUUUUCUAUUUAUAUUUAUAUAUAUAUUUAUUUAUAUAUAAAUAUAAAUAGAAAAUCAUCUUUAUUCUGUGACUAGUUUCUUUGAGAAUAACAAUAUAUAUAUAUACAUCCAAAAUAUACUCUCACACGACCAUUAGUUCGAGAUAUUCAUCAUAGGUCGUUUCGGGCAUUAUUCUUGAGUGCAUGGAACAAACGCAGUGUGACUAGGUCCCUUGAGAAUAACAAUAUUGUUUAAACCAAUUGACAAUAAAUCUGGCCAGAUGACUUAUAUUAAUAAAGAGUAACUAAUAUCUAAGUAAUAAAAUGAGUAUAUACAUAGUUUUGGAGGGUAUAUUAAGGAAAGCAGAUGAGUACAACGGUUACAAUAUUGGUACAAAAAACAACAACAUACUUAUAACUAAAUAAAAUUGGAAAGAAAUGCUAAAUGUUUUAUAGGCAACCAAUUUAAGUGCUAUAAUAGCACUAUUGCUAUAAUAAAAAAAUAAAAAUAAGAAUAAAAGGAAAUAACUAGAGUAAAUAAAUGAUUUAUAUAUGUUCCUUAAGACGUUUAAGUGAAAACAUGUGAAGGUAUUGUGAAAAAGUAGACAAGUAUUGUGAUCUACCUGUGACGCAAUAGAUUACGAGCAGAAAAAGAAUAAAACAGAGGCAUACAUACAUACCCACAUAGAGAGGAGAGUAUAAUACUUUUAAAUAAAAUAAAAUACACUUCAAAAAAAUAUACUCUUAUGAAUAGAAAAGAUAAAAGGUAACAACAAUAAUAAAAAAUUAUACCUACUCACACUGCUCUGUGAGAGGUGAUCGAAAUUCUGUUUCAUACUCAAAACAGAUGAAAAAAAAUAAUGUAUAAAGAAUCUUGUUGCAUAAUAUAUACUUAGCCAGCAUCUGAUUGAACUGUGAAGAGGAAUUGGAAUAAGAGGGUUUUUAAAUCUGGAUAAGGAUGGUGCAUGGCGGAUUUUUAAUGGUAUGGAAUUCCAUAAUGCAGUGGGACGGAUAACAAAGGAAUAUUUAAAUGAGGUAGAUUUGUGUAAAGGAGUGUAAAGGUCAGAAGGAUGUAAUCUUGUGGAGAGGGUGUGGAUUGAUAAUUUGAAUUGUAGGAGAUUUUAUGCGUAGGACGGACGAUGAUUAUUUAGAAAAGGAAUGUGUCCAGGAAAUAUUUCCUUCGGAAGGGAGGAAAGAGGCACCCUAACUCAGCAUAGUGGUGAGAAAUAUAUAUAAUAUACACACUUAAGUAUUUCCUUAUAUAGAAUGACCCGUGACUAGACGGAAAUAUUUAAAAGGUUGACAGAAGACAUCGACAUCUACAAAAAAUUUUAUAUAAGCAAUUGCCCGAUUGCCAGCAGAAUUUGAAUUUGAAUUUGUGUUUUUUAAGCGAGUCACGUUUUUUUAUGAAUUAGAAGCGAUAACUUAAAAAAUAUUUGAUUUAAGUAACUAAAGUAGAGUUUGCCAUUGUAACUAUUUGAAGAGGACAUUUGAGCAGCUUAACACAGCUAAGUUCUGUUUAAACGGAAGUUUAAAACCAAAUGAGUGUGAAAAGAGUAACAAUAAUCCAACCCUACUGCAUUAACCGCAGCUUUUCAACCAGGCAGGGUUGUGGGGUCGAUAUGGAUCGGAUCGACGAGUGCCUCGAAGGUGAUUGACAGCGAGAGAUUUCCGUUCAGAACUUCUUGCGGGAUAAGCCGACCCCAUUCGCUGAAAAGGGCUGGCGGAUGGACGUGAAAUUAGUCAAGGAUUGGUAGCUUUAUGAAUGACUGUCAAACUCGGAUGGAGUCUAUUCACUUAAAGCAUCAGAGGGAAUCAUUUAUAAAGGUGUUCAUAUUUCGAAGUAGUAAAUUGAAAACGUAAUUAUAAUGUAUAUAAAUUAUAUUAUAUAUAAUAAUUAUAAAUUAUAAUGUAAUUAUAAACGUAACGUAUUUUAAAUACGUUGAUAUCGCUUCUUUAAAAAUCAUUAAAACGAGUUAACUAAAUUAAUAUUUCAAUUUAAUAUAAAUUUAGCAUACCUGUAUUGUAAUAAUUUGUAUUAAAAAAAAUUUAAACACACACACACACACACACAUAUAUAUAUAUAUAUAUAUAUAUAUAUAUAUAUAUAUAUACAUAUAUAUAUAUAUAUAUAUAUAUAUAUAUAUAUAUAUAUAUAUAUAUAUAUAUAUAUAUAUAUAUAUAUAUAUCUUCCUUUUUUUAACCCCAUUCAAAGUAACCUUUGAGAGUAUCGUUUAUUUUUUGAUACAUUUCAUAUAAAUAUAUAUUAUGUACUUUACAAAAAUACAUAAAACUAUACAUUAUUAGAAACAUAAUUCUACUUCAUUAAAAUUAAAACAUAAAAUUAUUUGCUAUGACCAAAAAAAGGAUAAUAAAAUAAAUUUUAAUAAACAUAAUUUUCUAUCGGAAUUUUUACUUGUUGAGCGCCUGGCUUUGCCUGGCCUUUCAUAUCUCUUAAGAGAUAAAUCUAUAAAAUAUAAGGUACCCACCAAUUAUUUGGCCAUCAUUAAAUAUUUAUUCUACCAUGCUAGCCCAGGUGAGAAGAGAUUAAGUUGGAUAUUUUUAUAAAGCAGCAAAAAAAAAAAAGUUAAGAGAUCUAUUUAAAGAAAGAAAUAUUUACAGAGUUAAUACUAUGUACAAGCAAAAGAAAUAAAAUAAAAUGGAAAAGAGAGAAUUUAAACAUAAUAACUAUAUACAAUUAAAGAUCAAUAUGAACAUAUUUAAGAUAAUAAAAAUAAUAAAAAAGAUACUUAUUUUAUAUACAAUAAGUCAAGAUAAAAGAUAUCAGAGCACAUGCACAUGCUAAAAUUAGGAAUUAAUAAUUAGUCAAAGGAAACAAAAGAGAGAAGAGUUUUUUUUUUUUCAAUGCUUCCUUAAUUUUGGUUACAAUGCUAUACUCAAUGGUUGAAUCAUUAAUUGUAUAAUGAGGAAAAAGAUGGUCCAGGGGAUAUAUAAUUGGCUACUUACAAAUACAAUACAUGAAUAGAUAGAUAUUAUGAAUUACAAAUAUCAAGAAAAUAAUAACAAGAAGGUUAUAUAAGAAAUUAAAUAUGAUAAUGUACAAUUUAAAUAUUAAGUCUGAUUAUGGGCCACAAUAGGCAAGAAUAUAUUAUGUCUAAUGUCUCAACUCUUUUGAUUUGUCUUGUUUACAUUUCCAUAUACUUGUUAGUUUAUCCGUCCAUACUUUUUAAUAUAUUCCCUUUUUUGUAUCUUGACAAAGACCUGCAUAGUCCAGUCGAAACGUAAGCUUAAUAAAUAGUUUUCACUACUUAAGCUACUGACUACCACCAAGGACCAUCUUUAUCUUCAAAAAAAAAAAUAAUAAAUUUGGCCUUGUUUUUUCACUUUCCAGCAACUAUACAUAAAAACAGUCAGUGCGAGAUUAGAAAAAUCUUAGAUCAUAUACAAAUACACCUGCGGCAAUUUGGUCCGUGUUUCCCCCUUCUUUCUUGAAUCGAAACUUUUCACUCCGAAAAAUAGUAAAUGUGCCUUCCCUCAAAAAAUGAAACUUCCGUCAAAAUGUAACCCUCCUCCCCUCCACCAAAAAAAAUGUUUGAUGGCAAAACUUUAAAAUGAUUUUCUUAGCUGUUGCAAUGCAAAUUUAAUUCAGAUUUUUACCCAAUAAAUUACAAAUAACAUCAUUGAGAACAGUGGCAUUCGGUCUUGUUUAGAAAUCACUAUUUAGUUGGACAGCUCAUUAAUCAAGGGAUAUCAAUCCGUAGUUAAUCAACCUCAUCCACGCCCACAUAAAACCAACAAUUAGCAGCAAGUUAAUUAAGCCGCAUUCACCGCUUAGCAGCUGCUACCGUCGAGUAGUGACCUACUUAUUAAAGUUCCUGCUCUAAGGAAAUCUACUGUCACUACGCAAGCUUCAGAGAAGUUACCAACAAAAAUUUUUAUCUCGUUUCAUAUGAAUAUAAUGCUUUUUAGUUGAUCUAUUAACAAAUAAAUGUAGACAAAUAACAUAGCUACUGUAUGCCAUACAAAAAAGUGAAGUUUACUUGAGCAGCUCACUUUUUUGUAAAUACGUGAAAUUAUAAUAAUAAUAAAAGGCUUAACGAACCCGAAGAUUCGAUGCCGACACCACCAAUCGCUUAUUACACACCUCCCUCCACCGUUCGCCGUCCAAACCCAGUCCCUUCAGAUCGGCUUUAAUGCAAUCUUCCCACCUUCGCUUCGGUCUACCCCUCGGACGCUUACCAUUCGGCACCGCACAUACUAACCUUUUAGGAAUUCUCUCUUUACUUAGCCCAACAACUUUACAAGCCCAUUUGAUUCGCCGCGAUGAAAUUACCUCAAUUAUAUUACUCGGAUACAUCUCUCGCAAUUCGGCGUUGUGUAACCGUCUGAACUCUCCGGUUAACUCAUCCUUUUUCGGUCCGAAUAUUCUACGCAAUACUUUAUUUUCAAAAACCUUAAGACGCUGCUCAUCCCUUAAUGUAAGCGGCCAAGUUUCGCAUCCAUAAAGAACUGUAGGCAAGAUAAUUGUUUUAUAGAUUCUAAUUUUUAAGUUCCGGGACAAGAGGCGCGAACUAAGUAGUUUUGUCACAAAAAAAUAACAAGCAUUUCCCGCCUUCAGUCUAACCUUAAUCUCUUCUUCAAUUUCGUUUUUUCUAGUUAUCGUAGAACCUAGAUACCUGAAUUUCUCUACCUGUUCAAACAUAUUAACAUCUAUAUCGAUAUCACCAGUAGUAUCGCCAUUUUUGUCUUCGCUUAACAGUACCAGAUCAUCAGCAUAGCCCAGCACGGAUGUUGUUCCGCCCAGAUCCAACCCUUUCUCGGUACGCAUUACCUCCCUAAUGGCAUGUUCUAUUGCCAAAUUGAACAGGACAGGCGAAAGAGAAUCCCCCUGUUUUAAACCCGAACGAACCUCAAACUUUUCGGACAAAUUAUUACCGAUUCUAACUUUAUUGAAUGUCUCCGUCAAGCACAUCCUGACUAGAUUUACUAUUUUUUUUGGAAUCCCUUGCUCGAUUAGAAUAUUAUAUAGUUUCUGGCAGCAAUAGAAUCGUAAGCCUUUUUAAAAUCUAUAUACAGCUGGUGAACAAUACCGUUAUACUCCAAUUUUUUCUCUAAUAUUUGCCGAAAAGAAAAUAUUUGAUCAAUUGUCGAACGAUUCCGUCUAAAUCCGCAUUGGUAGUCUCCGAUAAUUUCCUCGGCGUAUUCCGUGAUUCGACUGGUUAAGAUUGAAGUGAAUAUUUUAUAACAUACCGGAAGGAGUGAAAUUCCUCGAUAGUUAUUACAAUCCGUCCUCGGACCCUUUUUGUGAAUAGGAAUAAGAAUAGAAUCUUUCCAUUCUUCAGGUAAUUUCUCGUUCACCCAGAUAUUUUUAACCAACCGAUGUAUUUUAGAAACUCCAGCUUCCCCGCACGCCUUAAUUAGUUCAGUAGGAAUAUUAUCGGUUCCCGCUGCUUUAUAUGAUUUUAAUUUUCCGAUAGCUACUUCAACUUCCUCUUUACUUGGUCCUUCUAUUAAUGGUUCAGCACUCUGGUACUCAGAAGGAGGACACAGAUCACAAUUUCGCGUAUUUAAAAUAUUGUCAAAGUGGUCCUUAAACUUAUUCAAUAUGUCAACCGGAUCGGUCAGAAUAUUGUUAUUAUCAUCCCUAAUUCCAGAUGUUACGGGCCCUACAUAUUUACGUGAUCUGUUUAUACCUUUGUACAUGUCUCUUACUUUAUUUUCGAUUCUAUUAGUUUCUAUUUCAAUUAUUUUAUUUUUAAGAUACUCCCUUUUUUUAUUUUUGAGCAAUUUUGUCGUUUCCUUCUUUGAGAUUCGGAAGUAUUCCAGAUUGUCUUCGCUAGGAUUAUUUAGAGCUUUUAAUUUAGCGGCUUUUCUUUUUUCGCACAUGUUUAAGCAAUCUUCAUCAAACCACGGUUUGUUAUUCUUAUUUUCCUUUUUUCCUAGACACGAGUUACCGACUCGUAUCUAGGAAUAUUAUCCCUGAUUUCUACCCAUAACUUGUCAAUAUCCUCGUGGUCCUCGUCAGGAAGCUCUAAAGCUUCAAACCUAUUCUUAACAUCUAGCUCGAAUUGGGUUCUAAUGGAUGGAUUUUUUAAUUUUUCCAAAUUAAAAUUCUCAAAAUCGAACCGGUUUUCUUUUCUCUUUUUUAUAUUAAGUUUUUGUCGAAGUUUCGCGAUUACCAAUUCAUGAUCCGACCCACAUUCUGCUCCGCGAUAAGACCGUACAUUGAUUAUACUGCUUUGCCAGCUGUGUUGUAUCAAGACAUGAUCUAUUUGAUUUCGUGUUUGCGAAUCCGGUGAUGUCCAAGUAUAUUUAUGAAUAUCCUUAUGUUUAAACGUCGUACUUUUAAUUAUCAGGUUUUUCGAGAUGGCAAAGUUUAUCCGACGGAUCCCAUUAUCAUUACUAUAUUCGUGCAAACUUUCUUUACCAAUCGUCGGAAUAUAAACUUCUUCCCUUCCUACCUUUGCGUUCGCGUCACCUACAAUCAUUUUCAUGUAGUUUCGCGGUAGUUUAUCAUAAACCCAUUCGAGUUUAUCGUAAAAUUCACUUUUGACUUCAUCGUCACUGUCUUCGGUCGGACAAUGUAUGUUUAUUAAUGCGAUUUUAAACCAACGUCCCUGAAAUAUCGCUACUGAAAUUCUAUCACUAAAGAAUUGUACGUCGCUCAAAGCGGAUAGUAAUCUAUUCCUAAUUAGAAACCCGGUACCUAAACAAUGAUUCCCGCUUCCUCCGUACCAAAUAGUGUACUUUCCUUCCCUCAUUGAGCCCUCCCCUGGCCAGCGAACCUCUUGCAGAGCCACGACAUCCAAAUUGUACCCAUUUACCUCAUUCGCGACCGAUUUUAGCCCCCCUGCUGUGUUUAAACUCCUUACGUUCCACGUACCAAUAUUUAAAUCCCUAUAUUUCAACUUGCGCCAUGAAUCCCCUAAAGCAGUCCCCACCCGGAGACCCGAACGGGGGACUAGUUUACCUCCGGAUAAUGAGCGUUUUACCUUAGGGAGAUCCAUGACUUUUUGUGGUGUUUGGCGAACUAAAGAUAUGUGAGUAGGGCGUUCAAUCCUACGUCACACCCUCCAGCAAGUCUGGUGGGCCCCUACCUCCAGCAAGUCUGGAGGUCCCCUCCCUCCAGCAAGUCUGGAGGGCCCCUCUCAUUGUUGGUCAGCGAGUCCAUCGGACUUAGCCGGGAGGAACUUCCAAGGAAUUUCCACCGACCAUCCCCCCAUCCGCCACCCGUGGGACGCUCCCCAUACGCGGUAAUGAGCCCGCGAGAGGAAAUACGUGAAAUUAGCCAACCCAAAAUAAUAAAUAUGAACAACCAAACUGGCGGAUCUAUUGGAUUAUCUGGUUCUUCUUCUCCCUCCUUCAUAUGAAAACAUUUAUUUAUUAUUUUUUUAUUUGUCUAUAUUUUUUUUACUGUGAGCGAUCUAAGCUAAAUACUUAAAUAAUGACAAUAUUUAUAUAUAUAUAUAUAUAUAUAUAUAUACAUAUUUUUUUUUAAUCAUAAUACAUAUACAGCUAAUAACUAUAACUAUAUCUAAUGAAAAAAAUAUUAUAGAAUUAUCUCUCAAAGUACUAUUGUUCGUAUAAUUAAAUUUGUAAUAGGACUUGAAGAAUCACUUAAACACCAUUUCAGAUAGAUAGUUUCUUUCAUUUUCUUCUCAAGUAAUUAUCGUUAUAUAUAUAUAUAUAUAUAUAUAUAUAUAUAUAUAUAUAUAUAUAUAUAUAUAUAUAUAUAUAUAUAUUUAUAUAUAUAUAUAUAUAUAUUUGAAACUAAAAUAAUCAAUAAGCUAGAAAAGAGACAAAAUGUGAUUAUGUUAUAAAUUCAAAAAUUUAAACAACAAAGCCAUGAGUCUCCAACACCCAGUUGAAUUGUUAACUUGCCAACGUUUCGCCAAUUUAGGCAUAAUCAGGACAGAAAAACCAAGAUCACAUAUAUGCAGAAAGACAAAAAAUGAUAACAGUAGACAUCUCACGAAGCCAUCUAAAUACAUAAUGGAGGAAAGAGGAGGUUCUGUUAACAACAGCUAAGGAAGGUUAUAUUGAACAACAAGGAGGUAUAGGUAUAACUAUAAUAUAAUAAUAUAAAACGUGUUAAAUUAAAUGAAUUUCUCUCUUAUUCUUAAGCGUUUCUCUCUCUCUGUCUCUCUCUUUCUCUCUCUCUCUCUCUCUCUCUCUAUAUAUAUAUAUAUAUAUAUAUAUAUAUAUAUAAAAUAGAAGAAGAAUAGAACCAUCAACAUUAUUCUGCGACAAAGUCCCUUAACAAUAACAAUAUAGCUUAUAAAAAUUAACAUUAAAUCUGCCCAAAAUACAUAUUAAAAUAAAAGAAUAACAAAAACAUAAGUAAUAAGAGAAGUGUUUACAUGGCUAUAAAGAUAUAUUAAAGAAGAAAGAUGAGGAAUAAGGUCACAAUACUGCAAAACAGCUGCUACAAACAAUAAUGCAAUGUAAGAAAUAACUAAAUGAAAUUGGAACGAUAAAUUACUUUUGUUCGCAAACCAUUGUAGUUAUGAAAAAUAUAAUAAUAAGAAAUAAAUUUAAAAAAAAACAUAGAUAAAUAUUUACAAUAAAUGAUUUACAUAUGUACCUUAAUAUGUUCAAAUGAGUACUUAUAAAGUACUUAUAAAGUACUGGUAUAUACGUAUUGGUUACGUAGAGGCUUUCAGAUGGAUUGCUACGAAGUACGUCUCCCGCCCAUCUUAACCUCCGUGCCUUCAUUGACGGAAUACUGAUUGACUAGUUUCUGUAAGUAGUUCUUUGUUCUUUCUUUUGCAAGUGUUAGUACUCUGACCCCAGACCGCUCCGGUUAUCGUGCGGAGGAUUUUCCUCUCAACUGUUUCAACACUUUUUUCUAGGAUACUGGUUAGUGUCUAGGUCGCACAGGCGUAUAUUAUAACUGGCUUUAUUAUAGCAUUGUACAAGUUUGAGAUUUUUCGGGAUUUUAAUAUUUUUGAGAAAGAAAAGAAAGCUCUGUUUGUGCUAGUUAUACGCUGCUCUAUUUCUGCCCGUUGGUAAUUCAUUGAAGUUAUUGUGGAGCCGAGGUAUUUGAAUUUUUUUACUCUCGGAAAUGAUUUUCCUUACUUUCGGGAAUGAUCUUCGAAACAUAUAUCUAGAAUUGUCAGGGACAUGAACAAAUAAUCAAAUUCAGUUUUUCCUGACAAAUUUUCUAUUUACAUUUUUGUUUAUUUAUAUACCUAAUAGAAAUGAUGAGGAAGCAAUACUGUGACCUAGUUGGUAUAUUUUUAUUUUUUGAAGUGCCACAGUAGGAAAAUUCCAUUUUUCCACUUUUUGGAUUUUAAUUUUCUAUUGUCAGUUUUAAGUAAUUUUUCCAAUCUAAUUCUCAAUGAAAAUAAGGCAAUUAUGGCCCUAGUGGUUGAAGCCUUAAAAUAAAAAUUAAAAAAAAAAGUAAUUCUGUGAUAUUUUUAUUUGUUAUUCAAUGUAAUUCAGUAUACAAGGUAAUUUAGUAUUUUUUUCAAUCUAAUUGUCAAUGAAAAAGGCAAUAAUGACCCUACUGGUUGAAGCCUUAAAAUAAAAAGAAAAAGUAAUUUUUAUUUGUUAUUCAAUGUAAUUCAGUAUUUUUUUUCAAUCUAAUUUUCAAUGAAAAUAAGGCAAUAAUGACCCUAGUGGUUGAAGCCUUAAAAUAAAAAUAAAUUAAAAAAAAGAAAUGUUUGCAUUUUUUUUUUUUUUUGUUAUUCAAUGUAAUUCAGUACACAAGGCCCUCUUCACAAUAACCCUACUGUAAGAGGGAAGGAGGAGACAAAUGAAACGUGUAUGUGUGUGUGAAUAUGGUCGGGAUAAGACAGAGUUUGGGCUCGUUAUGGUUAUGGGUGCUCUAACCUUUAUUAAAAUUAGGACUUGAAUAGAAAACAUUCUCGACAUAAACUUGGCUCAAAUGCUCCAAUUCAUUGAAAAACAAACUGAUAAGUAAAGGGACUACACUAUUUCAAAACGUAAGCUUAGCAAUCUUAACGACCCAUAUAGAAAAUUAUAUAGGGCAAACCAUUGGGAAAAACUGUAACAAAGGGCAACGAAAUUCUUCGCAAAGUGUUGUUGGUAAGGCUGAACCGAAGGAGACAUCCUUGGUCGAGAAUGAGCCGAGGAGAGAACGACCAGAUAGGAAUACUGAGCAGGCUGCCAUCCUCGGGGGAGAUGAUGGAUGGCCAUUGUGCUAGGCCAGUUACUCUGCCCACUUCUUUCAAUCGGCUUCUAUUCGAUUAUCAUUUCAUUAUCGAUCGAUGAGUUUCAAGCUCUGCCUCCACCAUUAGUUCUACAAAUUCUACAAAUAUCUUAAAAUUCAUUUUACAGCCAUACACACACACGAAAAUUAAAAUGAUCAUUAACUUAAACAAUUAUAAUUAUUUUUUAUUGAAAUUAUAUUUGAAUAUAGCGUAAGCGCGCGCACCAGUGAUGAGCAUAGCUAAGGAAUUUUUUGUAUUUUUUGGCAUAUGGCGCGGUAAUUAUUAUAGUUAUAAACUUCUCCAUAGGUCAUUUAUAAUCUCUAAGGUCUAUUUAGCACUUUAAAAUUGAAAACAUAUUCAGUUAUGCAAGUAUAAUCUCCAUUAUACUCCAUUAAUCUCCUUUUUUUGGACUAGUGAUGGAUACUCCGAACUUCAAAUGUUCUAGUAAUGGGCAGGGGGUCGUUACCAGUAAUGGACAUACCUCCGAAAAAUUCUAAAUCUUUAUUUGAUUAUAAAGAUGACGAUAAAGAUAAGAAAACAUAAAUGUUCUACUUCCUCUUAGCAAAACUUUUAGUAGGAAGGCACGAAACACACUGAUCUCAAGACCACUUUAGAAACAACAAUGAUAGGCAAUUUAAAAUUUUCUUUUGUGAACUUUGUUCAUACCAUUGCCAAUAGAGCGCAUUUUUCUUCAAUUUAGAAAAAACUGGAACCCAUAAAUCAACAAGGAAACUUAUUAUUUUAACAUUUUAAGUCCAAUCUGUCUUAACUGAGCCACCCUACUGUCUAAAAGAAAGAUCUUCUUUAUUAUUUCACAGUUGUAUAUUAUUUCACUAAUAUUAGAGUGGCUGUCCACAAGAACCUUGUAUAGCAACAGUAACCGUAUUAGGCACAAUGAUGCACCAAAUCGAAAAAGCGAUGGUGAGAGUUCACAAUAUGAAAUCCUCUCUAUUAAACUGAACAACAUUUUUACUUUUCAUUUUUAUCUCGACCACUCCAGCUUAGUAAAGCUGAUCAGGUUUAGGAUAAAUAAUGGGAGAACCAAUAAAGAUCUACACCUAAUGGGUAUAGCUAAGAGUGGUCACUGCUAAUGCUUGGAGGAUCCAAGACACAUUGCCUUUAAAUUGCAAAAGAUUCGAGAAGCGAAGAAGAAUUAGUUUAGGACCGCAAACUACGGAUGAUGGAGCUAACUUUCUUCGGUCGAUGAAUAAAGAUAACGCCCGUGAUUUGAUAAAGUUUUUGAAUGACAUAAAAGCAAUUAUAUAAUAAAAGUCGCCUCUUAUUCGCACUUAAUUGUUAUUAAACUACUGUCACCUCAGUAUUUAACCAUUAGUCUUUCUAUUUCAAGUUCAAUAUAAGUUACAUUCAAUAUUUAGUUAGUUAUAUAAAAUGUUAUUUAAUUCUAGAUCUAUAUACUUUUGUUUUUUGUUAUGGUUCUAUUGUAAUUUUAAGCAUCUUAAUAUUGUGUAUAGGAGAGGUGUAUAAAGAGUGAGAAGUGAGAGAAAGUUAAAUUAAAUGUUCAAAAAAAAACAUGAACAAUGAAAGGAACAAAAAAAAAAAAAAAAAAAAAUAUAUAUAUAUAUAUAUAUAUAUAUAUGACCUUAUUCCCAAUUAAAUAGUACUGUACAGUACUGUACAGUAGCUUAAUAUAUGUGCUAGUGGACGGUGCUGAGACUGUCGGUGUGUCCCUGGCCUGAUCGAAGCUCUAUUUUUUAAAAUUCUAGCUUUGAAGAGGAUCCCAUGGUUGACUAAUAAAAAGAAAAUACCGGGAUCGAAACGUCAAUAAACAGAAGAAAUGAACAUUCAAUAGUUUAUUAAAUAAUAAUUGAAUGACCUUAUUUCCAAUUAAAUAGUUAAGUUGUAUGUAGCAAAUGAUACACUACAUAAUGACUUAAACGUGCCUACAAUUUUAGAUACUGCAAAAGAUAACCACAAUAACUUUCACCAAAGACUGUCGUUCAACAUGAAUCUCCUGACAUAAAUCCUUUAUCGUACAACAAACCCGUACAGUCCAUUGCGACGAUUACGUAGGCGUUGGCCAAGAGACCUGCUGAUCUGAUUUAUAUCCCGGACGUGAUGGGAAGCUGUGCAGCUGUCAAAAAAUUUGCUCAUUGGAAUGAAAUUUUCAGAUUGCAAAUUUAAUCUAAUGUUCUACAUUUUUGUUUGGUUAAUAAAAAAUAAAAUAUCAAUGAGCAGGUUUUCCUAAUGUAUACCUCGAAUGUACUAGAAGAAGGGAUAUAAAUCUAAUACAAGAGCUCUUGUGCAGGUAUGGAAGUAAUUUCAUAUUACCAAAUGCUCAAUUGCGAUAAUGCACUGCAUUUUUUUCAGGACAAGAGUGGAUGAUUAAACAUGAUACACUACACUGUAGCUAAAGGAGGAUCGAAUUAAAUGCUGAACAGGACACGGCGAUAAAAAACAAAAAGAAGAGCAGAGGGGGUUGAAUAACAAUAAAUUUUUUAUGAGAGCUCCAUUAGUGCCAUUUUAAUUACAAAUGUCAACCAGCCAGCUUUUUAGCUCCGGAUUAAGGAGUACUUUGAAUAAUUUAUAGCCUCUAAGCCCCGGACGUCGAAAGCCAUUGUAUUUUUUUUUUUAAAUUGCUGAGUGUUUCGCAAACAUAUUAGUCUUAAUUUUUAAAUAUUGUGGUUUGUAAUUACCCUCAUAGAAGAGACUUAGAUGGUAAUUAGACCAACAAUAAAAACACAGGUUCCAUUCCUACUGAAUAUUUUUUUUUUUAAAGGAUCUUGAAGUUCCUUUGACUUAAUAAAAACAACUCUGCUACUACCUGAAUGUUUUGUUAAUUAUAUUCAAUCAAGGAAUCUAAAUUAUGUUUUUAAAAAAUCUUGAGACUAACCCAUGAUUUAUAACUGACCGCCGAAAAAGAUGAAUAAUGAAAGAAAUAAGAAACAGCCGAAACUCAUUUUAGUAAUAUGUUCUAUUUUCAAACAACUCUAUAAUUUUCCACCCUAAAUUAGGUGAACAGGCUACCCAUUCACCAAGCAUAGUUUGUUGGCUACUAUAAUUACCGUUGCCCAAAUUCGAGACCGAGACGAGUUUUGGACUUGUAAACUCAGUCUUGUUCUAGGUCUUGGUGUUACAUAUUAGGUAAGAGUCUCGCAAAAGCCUUGCAGUUACAUAUUAGCUUAUUACUACAGAGAUAUUACUGUAAUUUUUUAGAUAGGAGAAACCUAACAAAGCCCUAAUGAAAAAUUAGAAGAGUUAAAUGCAAAAGUAUAUUGGUUACACCAAUUAUUUACAUAUAGUAACUAAAAUUGUCAAGUAUUAGUAACUAAAUUUUUAAUUAAAAAAGUCGAAUUUUCUAUUAGUCUUGCAGCAGUUAGGCGGUUUUGGUCUUGGUCUGGGAAAAAUCAAAUGAACUUUUUUGUACGAAAUUUUGUCUAGAAUCAUCCUCCAGAGCCAUUAAGAAAUGAGACACCCUGUAUAUUUGUAUAUUAUUUAUUAAAUAAUAUUUAUACAACAUGAACAAAAAUAAACCUCCCCAUAUUAACCUAAUAGGUGUCUAACGGAACAGAAGUCCUGUCUCAAAACUUCAACCUGCUGGUGGCAGUCCCUACAGCUAGGAUCAUCGGGGCUGGAGAGAUCCGCAUCAAGCAAGGCAGUGCCAUCAGCCUAGUCUGCGUCAUAGAGAACGUAAGUAAUACAGAGUAAUUAGCAAUAUUUACCGAAAGGGGAGGUGAGAGAAGGCGUGUUAUUCAAUAAGUUAAUUAAUAUAACUAAAUUAAAUUAAAACCUCAAGUAAAUAGAGGAUAAUGCUUGAAAAUAUUUAUUAAUAUUUACCUAUAUUAACACUAAAAAAACGACGCCGAAACUCUUGCUGGGAUACUAAAUCCAAAUGAAGAGUGGUCAGACCUAUUCCCAAAUAAUUUUAAUAGUUUACUAUUUCCAAAUGGUGUGCUUCAAAUGUCUGCGCCAUUGAGAACUUGAGUAUUACAGAGUAAUUAGCAAUAAGUACCGAAGUGGGGGAGAGAAAGCGUGAUUUAAUUAGUUAAUUAAUUAAAUUAAAUUAAAUUAAAUUAGUGUCAAAACUGGAGAAUUAAAAUAAAUUCCAAUAAAUCCCAUCAAAUUACCUUCACACUAAAUCAAUGACUUCCUGUCCUUCAGUAUCCUUUAACAGCACCUCACUUAUUCCUGUUGAACAAAUCCGUUACCUAGGACUCCACUUGGACAAACAUCUAACUUAGAAUCCUCAUACCAGACUGAAACGACAGGAAACAGCUCGACGUUUCCGACUACUUCAACACUUACUAGACAAACGCUCUAACCUUCCAAUUAAUUACAAAGGAAUCAUUUACAUGACUAUAAUAAAGCCUAUUUGGACUUACGGAGUUGAGCUAUGGGGCUCCACCAAACCUUCGAAUUCCCCUCCUAUCCAACCGUUACAAUCCAAAAUCCUUCGUAAAAUCCUCAAUGCUCCUUACUUUGUUACAAAUAAAAUCAUCCACAACGACCUUAAUGUUCCUUAUGUAUCCAGAUGUUCCUCAUGUAGAUUUGGCCUAAUCCAGAUAUUUAUCCUUCCAUAAUAAACUUCAUAACCAUCCCAACCCUCUUGUUUCUAACCUUGUUUCCUAUUCUAUUCCUGAUAACCCUACGAACAGUCUGAAAAGAAGAUGGCCCCGCGAUCUCCUAAUAUAGAUAUAGUAUUAGAGUGCUACCAAUGGGUAGUUUCUCAACAUGUGUUUCAUGUCAUUAUAUCCAUGUACGAAUUUACUAGAUGUAUUUUUUUUUUUAUACAGUUGUAAAUAUCAUAUGAAUAAUAAUAAAAAAAUAAUUAAAUUAAACCCUCAAUUCAACAGAGGGUAAUUGAGCUACUUUCUUCCACGCACCAUAUUAUUAUUUUUAAAAGAGUAAAUUAACUUAAAAAACUAAUUUGAUUUCACUAGGAACUAUUUUAAACCCUUUUAUUACAAUUAAUUUAUUUUAUUUUUAUUUUCAAAAAUUACUGACAAUGUUCAGGAUCUUUUGCCCAUUUUAAAGUCCAAAAUGCACAUCUUAAGGUCCUCAAUUAAAUGUAAAUUCAAUAAAAUUUAAUUCAUUUAAUUUUUUUAAUAUAUAAAGAAAUAAAAUUUUAAAAAAUACACUUACAAAAACUACAGUCAUUUCAUAAUUGGUAAUUGGUUGACUGUCGUGGAUAAUGAAGAGAAGAAUAGUUGGUGUGGUCAGUCAAAAAGGAAGGCAAAAAUAAAAGAUAAUAUUUAUUUUUUACAUAUGCCGACGUUUCGACCUGAAGUUCAGGCCUUCAUCAGGGCUAAGAAAAUAACCAGAUAACAAGGUAUGAGAAACAUAAGUAGUGAUGGUAAAAAAAAAAAAAAAAGUCGAAACGUCGGCAUAUGUAAAAAAUAAAUAUUAUCAUUUAUUUUUGCUUUCCUUUUUGACUGACCACCCCAACUAUUCUUCUCUUCAUUACAGUCAUUUCAAUCCAAAAUUUUACGACUUAUAACUGGAGCUCCCCGGUACGUCAACAACAAAACAUUACAUAAAGACUUACGACAACCAACUACAGACCAACAUAUACGUACUCUCUACUCUCGUUUUCAUCUCAAACUACACGGACACACAAACAGACUUAUAAACGAUAUGGCUACGACUGAUAUGUCCAUCAGGAAGAGACUAAAAAGGAGUUGGAUGAGAGAUCUCCUCACCUAAAUCAAAGAAAUAAAUAAUAACCAGGAAGAGGUGCUGCUGGGUACUAUCCUUCCUCAUGCCUAUAAUGUCAAUCCUCAUCAUCACAACACAUCUGCUGAUUGUCAAAACCAUGACAGGUGCGGAUAGAUAGUAAAAGAGAAAAAAAAAGGAAUGGAAUACAUAACAUUAUUCUGUUAUAUAUACAACAAAGUACAAUAAGUAUAAAUCAAACAAAUUAAAAAAAUAUAUUUAUUUUAUAUUGUCUUGUCAAUGUAAAGUUUAUAUUGUAUUAUCAUUUAAAAAAAAAAUGUUUUAUGCUACCGAGGAUUAUUGUUUAUUUGCCGUUGCACAUAUAUUAAAGACGACAUAUGUAAGUAGAGGACUUUAUACUAUGUCAGCAAAAGUUUUUUUAUUUUAUUAAGAAAACAAACGUAAAAUGUAUAUGUGAUAAAGCUAUCUAUCAACUGGCAAGUGAUAUACAACCGAUGUGAUAUACAAUGAGAUAUAACCAAAUAGAAAAAAUUAAACAUUAAUACUGUUCGUAAACAUAAAAAAAUAAAAAUGAAACAAUAACAAUAACUGUAAAUCAAAAAGUUUUGUAGCAACGCGUUUCCUCAUUGAGACCACUGAUAUCUUCAUAAGGUUUUAUUUUAGAUUAGAAUCGUAAUUUUAUAGCUAGAGACACAGAAAAUCCAGAGGCAUGUAAUAUCCUUCCCAAAGAAUCCAAAAAAAUAUAAUACUUUUUUUUAUUAUUUCGACAAAAAGAAUUGUUGAGGAAGGUUUUAGAGCCAGCAUAAAAACUUUGUAUGGCAAACAAAUAACUGUUUUUACGACAGCUCUUCAAAGGGAGCUCUUAAAAAUUUCCAAUUACACAGUCACACACACACACACAAAACAAUUUUACAAACGCUUUUGUUGCAGCUUUGUAGGAACAAACAGGAUUUUUACAUUUAUGAAAGAGAAAUUCAUUUAAAACUGAAAAAAAAAAUGAAACCAAGAAAGAUAAAUAAAAAUUAUUUGAAAUAUUGAAAUAUGGGUGUUCAGUUAAAAUAUACAUAUAUGGCGAUUCGUUCAAUAAUAUUUUCAAGUUAUUCUUCUAUUUUUGGAAUGAUUUAUGGUCCUCAGUUUGAUUAAGGCCUGCCGUAUACUUUAUAAGACCUGCAGAAACUAUGUUAGAACAUCUCAUCAUACAUCCGCCGAAUUUGGCACUACAAUGGGAGUCAGACAGAAAGACAUAGGGAGCCCCCUAUAUUUCAUCACCUUCAUGGAUGAUGUUAUUAAGAAAUGUAAGAGGAAAACCAAGAAGACCAUUGCAACGAGUCAACUGUUCAUCGUUUGCAUUUGCUGAUGACAUUAUGUUAAUAGCUGACAGUAAAGAAAAGUUACAGAUCAAUUUAGAUGUCUGGACAGAAGGGUUAGGAAAAAGAAAAAUGCCAUUAGCACUUACAAGACCAAGUGUAUGCUGGUGUCCAGAAAAAGAAGAAUUUUGGGAUUCGCAUUCAUGAAGAGAUGAUACAAUAAGUUCCUACGUUCAAGUAUUUUGGAGUGACGAUCAGUGAGAGCGAGAAGAUCAAAGACGAAAUUAAUACAAGAAUUGUCACUUCAGGAAGGAUGUCCUCUGCCAUCAAUAAAGGGAGUUUUAAAGUAAGAGAGAAGUUGCAAAAGAAACAAAAUUAGCCGUAUAUCGCUCGACGUACGUCCCUAUCCUCAUUCAUGGAAGCGUAUCCUGCACCCUGAAGGAACGUGAUCGCAGCCGCCUUUAAAGCAUGGAAAUGAGGUGUGAAGGAAAAUAGAGGUAAAGACCAAGAAAGACCGGUCCUCUAUACGUAACACAACAAUACGGACUACACUAAAAAUCUCACUAAACCCUUCACCCAUAUAAUAGAGAAAGGGCAGAUUCGAUGGUUCAGUUAUGUAAAGAGGAUGGAUGACCGCCGUUCAGCAAAGAACAUAAUGGAGGCUAAACCAGCGGGAAAACGACCUUCCUCUACGACCAAGAAUUACCUCGGAAGAUAAUCUCAAGAAUAUUCUUACAGAUAAGGGAAUUGGAUGGCCAGAAGCCAGGAGAGCAGCCUUCGACAGAGACAGAUGAAAAUUCUUGUAAAAAAGUCUCUACGGUGAAAGAAAAGAUUAAUGAAUAAUAAGAAGAAGAAGUUUGAUUAAGACUUUUUUUUGCACUUUCAUUUAUUUAACUGCAACUGUCAAUCACAACUGCCCGCAACCAUCAGAUAUGCUGGCAUAGUCAAGAGAAAAAAUAAAAUAAAACAAUAUAAAUAGGUUUGAUAGGUAUAAGGAAAAGCAAUACUAGCGAUAUAACUUUCAUGGGUUUUCUUUACUAAAAUAUUAUUUAAGUAGAUCCCUCAUACAGACUCUUUUCAGUUGUCUUCUAAACUUUUCAGGCAUAAUAGUUGGGAUCAUUUAUUUUACCAGCUGGUUGGAGUGUCUGGAUUUAAAAUAUUAUGAAAUCGUUUGUAGUAAGUUUGACUUAGACUUAAUUUGAUUCUUUUUGUGUAUCUAUAAAGAUUCAAUUAAGUUGGAAUUAUAAUAAAAUAAAAACAGGUGAACAAAGUUUUAUCAAUAAUAAAUUGUUCUUUAUUAAAUCAAUAAUAUUAUUUAUUUAUUGAAAUAUAUUACACUCUGUCACGACUACAUUAGUAAUAGUGAUAAAACAGUUCAUUCACACCGUAUGCACAAUAAAUAAAAAUAAAAAUAAAUUAAAAGUAAUCUAAAUAACAACUUAAUUACCGGUAAACUAGAUGGAAAUAUUUAUAAGCAUUCUUUCAGGGAAAUUUCUAUCCAAGCCUUUCUUCCCAGAUUUGGAAUCGGGGCUAGAAGAUCUCAGCUCAUCUCUCUCAGCUGGUGUAAUGACCAGUAGAAAUAAAUUUAAAAAAUAAUAUAAAAACAAAACAACACAACAAACAAAACAACAAAUAUAAAUAAAAAUAAUCUUGUACUUGAUAUAAUAAUAUGAAAAUUUAUAACCACAAAUCCCAACUUUAUAGGAAGACAGAAACAAAAACAGAAUUCGGUAAAAUCAUGGUGGUUAAAAGCUUUAAAUACCAUGGCGAAAUAAUCAGCAGAAUUUAUCUGAGAAAGAAAGCAUGGAGUACAGAAUACAAAAUUUAAAGAAAUUAUGCUACUUAACGAGUAGCAUUUAUAAUAAAAAAUACCUCUCUAAAAAGUCUAAAAUCAGGCACUACAAUAGAGUGAUAAAGCCAGUGAUACUGUAUGGAACGGAGACAGUUUGGAGAAACUGCUGAAAAUAGAAAGAAGGAUUCUUAGAAGAAUCCAUGGGCCCAAAAUAACACCAGAAGGUUUGGAAACGGAAAUGAGGGUAAGAAAACUUAGGUUUUAUGGAUACAUGCAAAGGCUGACCGAGGAGAGGUUAAACAAGAAGAUUUUCAGUAGGUUUAUGUGACAACAAGUUUAACCAUGGAUAUACGGUACAAAUAAAACAGGAAAUACAGAGGCUUGGGAUAACACUGGAAUUAUGUGAGGAUAGAACAGAAUACAAGAAAUUCCUGAAAAGUGCGGUGCAUGUGGUGGACAGUAGGAAACUUCCGUUCAGAAGGAAAUGGACGGAGGAAAUGAAGAAAAAAUUUAGUGAUAUCUUCAAGCGGCGAUGGGCAGAAAGGAAGAAAUUAAAAAAAACAGUAUCAUAGUCGCGUAGUCCUUCAGGGCUGUUUCGCGACAUAUAAUAAAUAAAUAAUAUGAUUAUAAAAAUAUAGAACGAUUGAAAUUCAAAACACCGACAUUUCGAAUUUCAGUCGCGAUGACGCACGAGGAAGUUAAUCCAUUUAUACGGUUCAAUAUACACUGGAGACCUGACGUCCAUCAAUAUGUAAAUCAGCACUGGGCCAUACAUGGCCAUUUCAGAAAUCAAUGCUUCAUAUUUCAGCGUUUCACCAAUAUAUAUAUAUAUAU